Pelobates cultripes (western spadefoot toad) is the source of this 62248-nucleotide messenger RNA. The record is from the annotation of a GenBank genome assembly. NCBI's taxonomy places the organism in Eukaryota, Metazoa, Chordata, Amphibia, Anura, Pelobatidae.
GGGAGCCCGUGUUCACAUCAAUAUUCCCAGUGCUGACAGGAGGCGCAUCCAGUCCGGGCUGUGUGAAGGAUGCUGCAGCCUGCUCUCCACUACGGCAGCCAUCAGAUACUCUGACUGAGCGAGGACAGUUCAGACAACCGAGGCAGGAGCACCCGGGGCGGUUUGCUAGGGGAGGACGGACGGACGGACGGACAGCCGGUGGGAUCUAUCUUGCGGCCAUGGCGGAUGUGAAGUGCGGCAGUAACGUUGGCUCUCCGGCUGCCGCCAAUGGUCUGGUGGCGAACGCGGAGCUGGAGGUGAAGAAGCUCCAGGAGCUGGUCAGGAAGCUGGAGAAACAGAACGAGCAGCUCAGGAACCGAGCCAGCGCCGUUAGCAACUGCACGGCCAGCCCGCACCUGCUGCUCCCGCAGCCAGCCCCUGCCCUGCACCAAGCGGGCACCUGCCUGAGCCUGGCACGGCCUGCCAGCGGACUCUGCCUGCCCAGCCCCGUGCCCACCCUGCUCUGCACCUCCACUGUGGGCGGCAGCCUCUACCCUCCGGAGGGCAUCGGCUACUACAGCUCCAGGCAGCCCUUUUCUUGCAUGAGUGUGGCUGAAGGACCACAGCAACCUGUCCAUUCUGCCACCCCAGGGGCCACCACCAGCAUGCUAGACGAGGUGGAGAUUUUGGACCUCGAAGAUGGGUAUUGCAGUGAUGAUGAUACCUGGUAAUAAUACAUCUCUCAAUCAUACAGUAAACAUGGGGGUGUGUGGGUUACCAUGAACAAAACACACUGCUCAAUAGUCCAUCUGCAGAGCCAUUCACCAACAUAGGGGAUAUUAGGGAAUGGCUAUGAGAGAGCCCCCUCAGCUAUUGCAAUUCUACCUUCUGAUUGCCCUUGCAUUGGAUGCUUCUAGUAACACUCCCCUAGGAUCCCUUUAGCUGGAAUGGAUGCAGCAGAUCCGUGCUUUGCAUGUAGAUCAGGUUGCAGUGAUUGCUCUGUGACUGCUGCCUGGCUGGGUACAGGGAUGUGCCAUGGAAUGUCAGCGUUUCUUUAACGUUCCAUGGAAUGGUGGGCAUUCUUACUGAUCGGAAAGGCCCUUAUUAGCCAAAGAGGAUUUAUUCUCUCCUGCCAGCAGUAAUACAAUCUGUUCCAGGCAAUAGGAUUUGCUUUAUCUCUGCCUAAAUCUUAAAAAAAAAAGCUGCUGGGGUUUAAAUGCUCAAUGAAAUGACCAUUCAGUCCUUAACUGCUUCAGUGCUGGGUAUGCAGCCUGUAGAGAUCACUUGAUCCCCAUAGUGUUUUGUGGGUGUUUAUUUGGCAUGGCACAGUGACAUUUGCUUUUUGUGCCUUGUUGCACAUGAUUGGUGAGAGUAAGCAGGGGCGUUUUUAUUUCUUAUAACACCAUCUAUUUUGUAUUCUCUAAACAUUGACUGGUGGUAAACGAGGGGACUGAGCAAUGUAACAACGUUAGGCCUAUAUAUAUAUAUAUAUAUAUAUAUAUAUAUAUAUAUAUUAUAGUGUGUUAUCCCAGCUUUUCUUUUUUGGCCUAAAUUAUGGAAUUCACUUGCCGGUUUACAACAAUUGGCUGUGAGUGAUUCACAGACAUCAAUCAUUUUAAUAACUCAGAUUGUAAUAUUAUCUUUAGCUUCUAAUUAUUGGGUUUUCCUAAUCUGUUAAUUAGAAGAACUGUUAAUGUGUUUCUUAAUUUCAUCAUUCUCAAAUUACAAACCAUUCUGAAACAGUGUUAAUAUGAGGCCAUCUGUGCUAAAAUAUGUAACCUAAUAGUAAUUAAAUAAGAUUACCUAACUGUUUUAUAGAUUAGGAUACCUCAAAAACCUGCACUGAGUAGACUAGAGGAUUGGCACAACUCCAUAAACCUUAUUUAGGAAUCUAUGCCAUAAACCUUUUUUUAAUGCAUUUUAUUGAUUAUUUUUAUAUGCAGCAGACACUGUCUGUCAAUAAAUGUCCUGAAAAGUUUAAACAAUAUUGACAUGACUAAAGCAGGCUAAUAAUGCCCACUUCAGCUACAAAGGAAAGUGUCAAGCUGUUAACAAUCAUCACUAUAUCUCUGGCACCAUAACCACUACCAUAAAUGGCUAAAUGUGGCUUGAUUUUCUUGCAGUUUGUAGAUCUUUCAGAAUAAAGCUGACAUCUGAACUAAAAAUCCUACACACCCCUAAGUGCAAAACUUCUAUAUUUUACUUUUUCAAGCACAAGGAUUAAUCAAGAGAUUUCAGUCAUGUUCUGGUCUGAUGAGUGCUCACUACAGAAUCUUGGGGGAUUCUCAUUUUAUUAUUAAUGCAUUAACUAUAUGCAUAACAUUUGAUAAUCCUAUUCAGUCUGGACUGUGCCUUUACAAGAACACUCUUGGCAACAUAACCACUUCAUCUUAAUACAGAAGCAUUGACUUGAGUUGCAAGUCAGCUGAUGCCCUCAACCUAUCACUUUUUGCCCAUCGACAGUAGAGGUUUAAACUGUAUGUACGUUUACUCGAAUUGGCAGCCAUGGAUCUGCUCUUAACUUUUCACUAACUGCCUGUAGCUGUUUGAGCUAAUGUUUCCAUAUUAGCACAAACAGAGGGCUGGCAGCUAAACAGUGCAUGGGGGCAAUUCUUCAGUGAUAAGCCAUUCAAAAUGGUUUAACACUGAAAGGUAAAAUGUUGCCAUUAUGAAAUGGUUUUAGUGCCUGGAGAGUUCCUUUCGUGCUUGAACAUCAGUGGCUAUAUUUUAAUCUGGGUGAAAACCUGCUUUCUAAUUAUUAAAAUAGAUGCAAUUGUAACUUAAAUUAUCAAAUAUGGUGCUUUAAGGAUAAUUAUGCUGUAUUUUGAUAAUGCAUAUUGAAAUUAUAAAAUAGAAAUUCUAAGCAGAAAUUGCCCUCUCAGGGUACACCAGAUUCUAAUGAAGCCCUCUGUACAUGGGCCAAGUGCAAACCUCAUUUAGUAGUGCAGAGGUGUGUCUAAUAAUAAAUAAUAAUUUGCUUGCUGGGGACAGUUCCCGUGUCUUAGGACAUCAUCGACCCAACCCAGUGUGGUGUGCUGAGUCCCAAAUAGGGACAGUCCUGCCGGGUCCUGGUUGAAGAUGAUAUAUUUGUCGGGUGAUUUAUACAUUUUGUAAAGUCCUCCGUUAAGAUGAUCAAUGAGGCAGGAGAUAGAAGCUGCUGAAACUUUUUAAAGAGCAUGAUUUAAGGACUGCAAUCAACCUAUUACAGCCCUUAAUUCAGUGUGGUCUUGGCACAGCAGUAUGCUAUUGCACAUUUAUUGAAAACCACUGCACAAAGGUCCAAAAUAGUCUUAUGUGAAGGAUUGCACAAGACUGCAGAAUCCUCCAAAGAUCUUUUUCAUGUGAGUGAACGAAUGCCAUAGUCCUCAAUUGAGAAUUCCUUUACUUGGAGGAGUAAUCCUAUGCAGGGCAUAUUAUGUUGUAGAGAACAUAGGUUGGAUUGGGGAAUGGCCUAGGCCGGAUUAACAUAGGGGCUGAUGGAGCUGCAGCUCCAGGCCAAGGCCUAUGUCCAUGGAACAGGUCCAUUGUCCAUUUUUUUUUCUACUCUUCACAUGGGGAUGUAGGGGAACAAAACUGGUGGUCUGGCUGACCAUUAAAUUAGUUAAAGGACCACCCUAGGCACCCAGACCACUUCAGCUUAAUGAAGUGGUCUGGGUGCCAGGUCCAGGUAGGGUUAACCCAUUUUUUCAUAAACAUAGCAGUUUCAGAGAAACUGCUAUGUUUAUGAAUGGGUUAAGCCUUCCCCCUAAUCCUCUAGUGGCUGUCUCAUUGACAGCCACUAGAGGCGCUUGCGUGCUUCUCACUGUGAUUUUCACAGUGAGAGCACGCCAGCGUCCAUAGGAAAGCAUUAUGAAUGCUUUCCUAUGUGACCGGCUGAAUGCGCGCGCAGCUCUUGCCGCGCGUGCGCAUUCAGCCCAGGAGGAGGAGAGGAGGAGGAGAGCUCUCCGCCCAGCGCUGGAAAAAGGUAAGUUUAACCCCUUUUCCCCUUCCAGAGCCGGGCGGGAGGGGGUCCCUGAGGGUGGGGGCACCCUCAGGGCACUAUAGUGCCAGGAAAACGAGUGUGUUUUCCUGGCACUAUAGUGGUCCUUUAAGGUAAAGCUGACUGUGCACUAUGCAAAUGCUCUUGCUGCUUCAGUCUCUCUAACUCUGUGGCAUGUUCCCUUUCUUCUACACUCACUACAUACACCUCUUUUUUGUCCCAGACUAUAUACCUGGAUCUUCUGCCUACUAGUAAGUAGGUAAGGAGAGGAAGGGACAGGUGAGUGCUAGUGGACAGUCUUUAGAAAGCGUGGAGCGAGCGCAUCAUUUCAAGCAUUUAUGCCAAGCUCAGGGUGCUGUCUGCAUAGUAUGUCAUUGGUUGGCCAGCCUGCAUGAUUGUCAGACAGUCUGACAUGCAUUCACACCAGGGUGACCAUCGAAUUCCUCAGGCAGACUUUUUUGGGCAUGUUUGCCCCCUUAGACGGUUUUGCUUACGUGAUUCGCGUCUGUGGCCCACCCUUUUACUUCGCCCACCGAAAUCCUGCUUCACCGGACACUGCUGUUAAUGGGUUUGGAUAUACUUGAAAGAUGAAAGCGAGAGAUUAGCAUAGGGUAUGUGUUUGUGUUUUUUUUUUUUUUUUUAAAGCAAUAUCCUGUGAGUUUCUUUCAGCACCACCUACACCAGAUACAUGACGAUUGGGAGGUAUGACUGUUUUAGUGUUUUCUGUUGAUACCGUUCUAUAAUUAGGCCCAUCAUAAUUGUCAGUACCAGGCCCAGUGGGUCGAAGGAGACUGUACUCCAGAUCACAAAGAAAACAAUGUGAUAUUGGCAGGAAUAAAUUAAUUUACUUUAUUAAGUUUCAACACACAAUGAGGAUUGUGAAUAAAUAAUUUGGCUAUUUCUAAAACAAAGUAUGAUCCAUUUGGUCAUAUGUUUCCCUUUAAUCUGUAAAAUUUAGGUAACGAUGUUGGAAUGGGCUUUAUACAUGAGAUAAAAAGGGGUGGAAUUUAGUCUUCUGUCUCACUAUGUGCUUUUUUAUUGUACAAAUAGCUCCAUAUACAGGAUGGUAAAAUGUAUAUAAUAAACGAGCCAUACAAAUAUGAUUGAUUAUAUGCCUACAUAGCCUGCAACUAAUUUCUAUAUUAAGACCUGGAUGCUCUUUCUGGUUUGGUGCAGCUGGAUCCCUAGUGCUUAUUUUAUUUCACAUAUACAUGCAAAGAUUAUGGAAGAUAAACCUCAAGGGCAAAUCUCUCCCUUAUAUAAAGUACACCAUGCACCAGGACAUGUAGGCACAAAACCUUCUUGUGCUCCUUCCCAGAAGCCAACAUGCAAGCAGGGGUGGAUCCAGAACCAAAUCUCAGGAGGGGCACUGGUAGUGGGCUGUAGCGGGGAAAAUGGGGCUGUAGGGGCUGUAGUGGAAAUAGUGGCUGUAGUAUAACCCACAGAGUGCCAAAGUGUGAUGUUACCAGCGCUAAGCAGAGUGGGCAGUGGCGGAACUAAGGCAGAGAGUUCUCCGGUGCAAGAAAUUAUUUUGGCCCCCCAUAGCACAAGGGUGACACAGAAACACACUAACGUGCAGAUACACACAUGUCCUCAUACUGACACAAACACAUACUUGCACAGACACAUACACACAGAUACAAACCUAUACCUUUACUGACACAUUCACAGGCACAUACACACACCAACACAUAUACCUACACACUGAUGUACAUACACACACUGGCACACACACAAAUACACUUGCAUACCUACAGAUACACACACUGGCACACACUCGGAUACACACUGACUAUUGUACCCCCCCCCCCCGAUCCACCACUGCUUGCAAGCCAGCAUUUCACCUUAAGGGGAGUGUUUGCUAAAAUUAUUCAAAAUGAGAGGAUCAAAACGGAAGAGUAGGUUUAGCUUUGUCAUUACUAAUGUCAUUCAUUUAGUUCUCUUGUUGAGGUGCGCCCGUAGAUAAAUUACCGAGUGACAUCUGUCAUCAUCUUCCUUGUCUGAACUAUGCUUCAGUUCUUCAGUUACUACAGUUUAAUAGUCUACACCAUUUUAAGUGUCUCUAGAUUUUUAGAUUUUGGUGCCUUGGGGAUCAGCCUAUUUUAUAUGUCAUUGAGAUAAACAAAUGAAGUCUGAGUUAAACGCCAACUUGGUUUAUCAUAUGCUAAUGUGAUCAGAUAAGUGUGGUUUAUUCACUCUGUAUUGAAAUGAAUGGAAAACCAAAUUGCAAAAUUCAGUCCAAACCAGCAAAGGUGGAUGGAUCGUUGCUCUGGAGAUAUUUUUCAACUCUGCAGAUGUCCUAAUGGUUCUCAUUUCGCCAUUGUUGAUUGUUUAGUUACAUCCCUAAAGUAAACUUUGGCUGGCUUUAUAUGCAGCCUUGGCAUGAUGUCUUUAAUGACGUGACUCAAGUACAAUCAAUGCAGGCUUUAUUGUGAGCUGCUAGUGUGCAGAACAUUAAAGAUUUAAACACUCCUACUCUGAAAUUGACACGACUCUGGAAAUCCACAGAACCUCGUGUAAUGAUAGUGGUGAUCACCCAUGGGUGUGUAAUGGCUGGGGAAGUAUAUUUGUGUUCCUAAGGGACCCUUAUAACCUUAUCCUUGCUCUCUGUCCACAUUCUUGAAGAUUAUCGAGUUAUGUAUGACAUUUUAAGAUUGUGUCAUUUCAAUAAACUGUUCUUUUUCCAGGUUGUAUAUUUCGCCCACCAAGAAGCAUAGACCAUUUGAUAGUUCUAUGAGUCCAAUGCAAUGGUGCAGGCAAGUACUUGACAACCCAUCUCCUGAGAUAGAGGCAGCAAAGAGAUCUCUGUGCUUCAGACUUGAACAAGGUAAUUAAUGUAAUAUGUGCUCUGGUUUUUGCAGUCUGUGACAUUAUCACUGCAAGCAGGAUUUCUUUAAAUUAAAAAAUAAAAUGGUCAUGGAAGAAUUAUUUUGUAUUUUUCCAAGUUAUUUAUUAAUCUAAUGGAAUUUACUAUUGUUCAAACCAAGGGCAGUUUCAUUUUUAAAUUGUGUUUGUGUGUAUGUAUAUUAAUUUUCUUUUUCUCUAGAGUCUGAGCUUUAAAGGCGCAUCUGUAAUGUGGUUUAUAAAGAAAAAGGCCGGUGUUUUUAAGCUGGGUCAUACUUGCAUAUAUGUCUGGCACUUUCAUGGUAUUUCGACUAUCUGUUGAAAGAUACCCUUAAAUUUGGACAUAUCUUGCUUGAUAUAAACCAGGUAGAAAUUCAUAUUAAAUAAGAAAGGAAAAGAGACUUGAUUAUACAGCUAGAUUCAAAAUAUCAUAAAUAAAAACUCUUAGAAUUGCGGUUUUGCUUUUUGCUUUAUUUUUCCAAUAUACGGUAGAUUUUAUUUUGUGUUGAAAACAUACACAAUGAGGCACAUAGAAAAGAGAGAUGAUCUAUAGUACAAUUCAAGUACCAUCCCUAAAAAGCUAUUUACACUGCCCUAAAUGGGUCGGGAUGUUAACAUGUCUCAAAUGCCCAGUGGUGUUUCUUUAUCUUGUAAUAACACUCAAAAGGACAAAAAGGAAGUAGCAUAUAAUAUAGUACUGCUUUUAAAAUGCGUGUGUAUGUGUGUGUGUGUGUGUGUGUGUGUGUAUAUGUAUGUGUGUGUGUGUGUAUAUAUAUGUGUGUGUGCAUAAUGAUAGUUUAAAGUAUGGGUGCCCAAUGUUGGAACUUUAGGACCACUUUGAAAAUUGGGUAUUCAUUGCGGACAAGCAAGUCUCCUAUACAAUAAUAAUGAAAGGAAUGGAAGAUUUAGCUAAUAAGAGUACUGUCUGCUUUUCAUAAUUCAACGUUCAGAACUAUUUCUGUGUCAGCUAAUCAGCGGCAGCACUCCAAAGUGACAAUCAAUCAUUGUUGUCCUCUAUUUUGACUUGGAGUGCUUCAUUCUGGAAAACAUUUGUUCACAUAAAGAAGAUUCAUUUUGUGUGCAUUGUUAUAUUUACAGUUUUCUCCUUUUCUACAUACUUUUGGUAAAAUUAUAGAUAUUAUAAAGAGGCACUUCAUUAAGUUUGAUUUUCAGUUCUGAGUUGCAUUGAAGGUCAUGGAUUUCCAUAAUUACCACAUUCAGGGUUCUAUCUUGAGUGCUGUAAUCUUGGGAUCUCUCUGGAUUCUCGGUUUGGAGCUGAGAUAUUCCAGCCACAUAUUAAGGAGUGUAUUCUGCAGACUGCAAUUUCAACAUGCUUUGGUAAUUAGUUAAAUUCUAGACUUAAAGUUUGCUCUUAACUCAGCUCUAUCACCUUCUGGGGUCUUUGCAUAUUUUGCAAAUACCCCUGGUGAUGACUACUUCGCUUCUAGUGCCCAGAGGUGCAGGAAAAGGUAGUUUUUACUUAUCAGUACCUUGCUGAUGCUGCUAUCAUCUUCCUCAAGGUCCUCUUUGUUUCCUGGAGCUUUAUCUACCAGGAGCUGACUUCAGCGCUGUACUCUUGUAGCUCCACCUUUUUGUCAAGCUUUGUAAUGUGUAAGAAAAAUACAUUAAAGUAGUCCCUGCUUCUGACUGGGUUGGAAUUUCAGAGAAAUGCCAACACAAUCUGAGCAUUUUAAGCACUUGAGGAGGGAUGACAAAGCUUAAUUAAAGAGUUCUAAUUUAAUCUGAAAAACUGUUUGUGCACCCCAUUUAAUGGCCAGCAGGCCACAAGUAUCUGAAGUGACAUCGGUUAAGCACCUCUUCUUUAAAACAACACUCAUUAUUAUAAUAAAACAAGCACGAGACAUGUUCAUAAAUAGUACAUGAGACUUACCUACCCUACAAUUAUACAUGUUGGUGCUUUGUUAGGUUUUAGAUAUGUUUUUGUGUGUUUACUUAAAGGGACACUCCGGGCAGCUAAACAAGUUAAGUUUCAAUUUUCUUUAUAUUUAUAAUAAACAUAUGACACUAUAUAAUACCUAAUGUGUGGAAGUGUUUGUGUGAUGUGGUUUGCAAGUUCUAUUGUGUGAAUGCAGAGGACUCCAAGGGGACUUGGGCAGGCAUUGUGGGCAUGUGUAGAGCUGAGUGAAACGAAGGCACACCCAGUAAGGCAUCAUUAGUAAAGAUUAAAACAAAUACUUCUAAAGCUCAUUUUUACAUUAUUUAGGGGAAAAAAGCAUUUAGUGACAGUAGGUUUAUGUUUGAUGGGGGGGAGGGGGUUAUGGUUUAAUGGUUAUGGUGCUAUAAGCUUAUGGGUGCUGUCCUCCAGUUGUCUGUCAAACAGGUUAGGAAGAGUUGACAAAAAAACUGGGCUCUUCAUACGACCUCUACUUUGUACCCUCUGCUGUCAUUCUGAUAAUGUGGAAAUUAUACCAAGAGUGAAUCCAUCCAAACUUAAAUGGCAAUUUUCGUCUUAGAGUGCUGGAUGCAGAUGUGAUAUUGAUCAUGUUCAUGUGAAGGGGAAAAAACAAACGAUCAAUGAUAUUUCUUAAUGACUCGCUGUUGACCAUUUCUGCAAAUUGCAUUCAGUACCGCAGAGAACAGGACAUGUUGAGUUCACAUUCUCUUAUUGGUUUCUGUGGUACUAAAAUAUAUAUAUGAAGUUUGGUUGAAUACGUUAGAUUAUAGGAACAAAAAAUGAAUAGGUGCUGAAUAUAUCCCACAGACCUCUGUCCCACACAAGGGCAUCUGUAACCAAAGGCUGCAUUCAUGAUUUUCCUAAAUGGAAUUAGUUAUGCCCACAAUAAGUCUCUCUAUCUGAAAGCUACAUGAAUAAUAUUUUUUUGCCAUGCAGCAUAAAUCCCAUGUAAUGUAUUGUAUUUGGGUAUGGUGUUAAAGCAGCAAAAGUUUUGUAUUACUAAGAUUUUAAAGAGACACCAUAGUAACCAGCUUACUGUAAUGGUUCUGGUGUCUAUAGCCUGUCCCUGCAGUCUUUUCAAUGUAAACGCUGCCAGUGGUUGCAAUGCUGUCUAGUAACACCUCUAAUGACAGUCCCUCAGAGAGCCACUAGAGGUGCUUCAUAGUCUGGUGCUGCUCUACACGAAGAUGCUAAACGCUCCCCAUUGAUUCAAUGCAUUUUUAUGAGAAGAUGCUGAUUAGCGCAGUGUUUUGCCUCACAUGGCGGAGACCAUCAAGAGGCAAGGCCAGCCAUGGCAAGACUGGCGUGCCAAGGGAGAAGAGCUGAGUAACCUUCACCUUCUAACUUUACAGGGGGGGAGGUGGUCACCUAAACAUUUUAUUCCAGCCUUAUAGUGUUUAAGUAGCUGAGAUAGGUGUCCUACAUGCACAACAACAUAUACAAGGAACAUACUUUGUGCUGGAACUAUAGUGCCCCUUUUACGCAAUAGGAAAUUAAACCAAGCCAGAAAUAUAAGCAGCCAUGUAGAAACUGUUGCUAAUGCUUACUAAAUAGUGUUUCUUUUUCUUCCUUUGUAGGCAUUUAGUUAUGAAAUAAGAUUCUUUUAAAUUAAGAAAUAAUUAACACGUUUAAAUGUAAUAAAAAUUAUACUAGUUAUUGUGGAAUAAUGAGCAGUUCCUCUCCUCUGGUAGGGGAAAUAUUUGUUAAUUUGUUAAGUUUCAAAAUUAUUUGUUAGAUGAGGACGUCCUCUACCACUCUUAGUCACUGAAUGUUGUACUCAUUUGAUGUACUCCACUUAAAAAAAAAAACACUCCAGCUUAAGUGGUUAAGGAGCAGCACACAGCAGACCCCAGGUAAGAAGUCAAAUGGCUUGAUUACUUACAAUCUGGGAGCAGCAGAACACUGCUGACAACAUAACCACUACAGUGAGCUGUAGUGAUUAUGCUGCAUGGAGUGUUCCUUUUCAGGUGGAAGAAACGUCUUCUUUAACCUUUUUAGUGCAAAUUUAGAGAGUCCACAGAUCCCUGACAGCACCAGGUAAGUGUCAAACCAUUUGUAUGAGUUCUGAUAUUUCAUUGGGGCAUGGCACCAAUCACUACAGUGCGCUGUAGUGGUUAGUGUGCUUAGAUUAUCCCUUUAAGAAAGGAAAUGCUUAUUCAUGAGGCUGCAGGUAAUCACAGAAUUGAACAGUUUAAGAGGCAUCUCAAAGUUCUAUUUUAAACUGUUAAUAUUUGAAAUGUCAUUGCGAUUAGAAAAAAAAAAAAUAUCUAAAGUUAUUGAGAGCAUGUAUUUAAAAGUGAAACAUAUAUAUAAAAAAAUCCAGGGACUACACAGCAUUUGCAACUAAGAAUCUGACUUUUUUUUUCAGGAAUCAAGAAAUGGGUGUAAUCUCUUAGCAUUGUUGGUCCUCCACAGGGAGAUUUGUAUGCAUCUUACAUAGUGCUUAAUAAGAAGUUAUACAACCUAUUCGUGCACAAAUAGAUACAGGUGGAACAGGGGCAUGUUUUAUUUUAUAGUACUCAAGGGUUCUGGUCAAUGUACUUGGUAGUGAAUGGAUUGAAGGACUUUUGCAUCAAACAUGAUCAAAAUGGAGCUAUGCCAUUACAUUUCUCAUUGAGCUAAGCAACUAACAAAACUUGAAAUUCCAAAACAAACCGAAAAAUAUUUGCUGAUGUACUUGUUCUGCCUUCUAUUUUAGCUUUUCGUGUUUAAAAUAAACGGAAUAAUAUGGUUGUUGUUUUUGAUUAAUUCCUCAUUCCUCUAAACUGAUCUAUAAAAUAACCGUUCAGAAAGAAAGUGUUCUAUUAUCAGAAAUAGCUUUUUUAAGAGAAAACAAAUGGAUAACUUCAUGGACAAAUAAAUAUAUUUUGUAACAUGGAGACCUCAGAUUGAAGGCCAUCACAUUUGCUUUGCAGCACAUGGCAAAAUAUAUAAACCAGUUGUUAAAUGAACCUAUUAGGACUAUUCUGAAUUUUAUUUUUGUAUGCAGUAUAUUAUGUUUUAUCACUGUUUAUGACAGACACUCGGAUAUAUCCUUAAUUUAUGUACAGAAUCCCAUAAUUUUGGAUGUAAAAGUGAAACUAUAAGUGCCAGGAAUACAAAGCUGUAUUCCUGGCACUAUAGUUCCCUCUGCCUCUCCCCCAUCUUUCUCAUCCCCUCCCCUACCUUGAUCAAUAAAGGGUUGAAAACCCUUUAUUCACUUGCCUUUCCCCAGCGUCGAUGUCCUUUGGUGGUGGGCCAAUGCUCCAUCCCCUCAGGUGGCCCCCGACGAGUGGGUGAUAAUGCGCACAUGCAUCAAAUUCCACACGCGUGUUAGUUCUCCCCAUACGAAAGCAUUGAAUUAAUGUUUUCCUAUGGGGACAAAUCUGACUCUGGAUGUCCUCAUGCAGAGCGUAAGGACGUCCACUGUCAGACACCAGACCACAGGUCUGUUUUGAUUCAGGAAGCCCUCUAGUGGCUGUCUCCAAUGUAAAUGGUAAUAAUUUCUCUGAAACUGCAAUAUUUAACAUUACAGCACUAAGUGCAAAAGGGACAGUGCACCCAGACCACUUCAAUUAGUAGUCUGGGUGCCUACAAUGUCCCUUUUAGGGGACACUCCAGACCCCUAAAGCACCUCAGCUUGCUGAAAUGCUUUAUGUGUAAAGAGUGUGUCCUUUUAUUAUUUAUUUUUAUAUUUCAAAAAGUGCAGUUUUCAAUAGAUUACAAAAAUUUGCAGAAAGAAAAGGUUACCUUUCCUGGCGGUUUUUAACAUAAGGGUUUACCAGCAGCUCACUGUUAGUUAUACCCACAAUACCAAAGCUGAGAUCACCGUUUAACUAAUAAUCUAAUGAUGACCUUGAAAGUGGAAUAGCCACAAUCAGAUGUCCUGCAGGGUUGGUCAAUCUUAAAUACGCCAACAGCUUAAUACAUAAAUUAGGAAUAUCGAUACAAUAAUAAUCCUUGACUUAUUUCAUCCCUGAGGUCGGAGCCUCAAACAUAUGGCGCCUAUAGGAGAGUGGACCACACUGAUAACUCAAGUCAAUGCAGUUUGUUUGUAGCCUUGAAAGAUUUUGCUUUUACAAAUUAACCAUGUUACACCCUCGACUUUCAAUGAGAAAACAGGUCCUAUUAUGUCCUUAUUCUUUAGCCUACUGGAGCUAAACUCAAAAGGCAGAAGUUGCCCAGAUCAAGGAUUCUCAUUAAACUGCAUUGGGAAGUCUGUGAUUGUACACUCACAUAAAGGUCUGUACUGGGGAAGAAGGGUAGGGCUUGCAAAAAGAUCUGCGGCAAACUGUUUUCAUACUCCCAAUGAACAAAUGCAUAAUUAAAUGAAUGCAUGUUUUUAUUUGGGGUAUAUGUAUUUAACACAAUUUCUUUCUUUCUUCAUUUGGGCAGUGAAGUUUCUCUCUAAUGUGAGCAAGGCUUUUUUUUUUUCCUGUUUAUAAAAUGUGUGUUUUCAUAGCUAAAAACCACCAAUAAUUUUGUGAAUGUUUUCCUAAAUUUAUAAUUGUAUUUUUUUUAAAAUGACCUUUUGGCAUAUAGUAAAGAUAAUUAUUUUUUUUAAGCUGCUUCUUACAGUGUAUGCUUGCAAACUAUUAAUUUUAUGUGGAAGAUAUUGCACACUAGAAUUUGACAUGCCACCACAUAUAUUUUUGACCAAGUGACUGCACUUGAAGAUGUCUGUGCCUUCUAUAUUUUUUGACAGCUGUGCUGGUAGUAAAGUCUUGUUGUUUUCACUUCUUGUAUUUGUCAAUAUUACUUUAGAUGUCAAUGUCUUGCUCCCUAUUGUAUGUGUCACCCAGUGUCCCCAAGUCUCUCACUGUCCCCAUCUUUCAGUUUCCCCUGUGAGAUUUCCCUACUGUAUGAUUGUAAAGUGCUGCAUAUUAUGUUGGUACUAUAUAAAUGCUAAUAAUAAUAGUCUAUGCUCUUGCUAGCAUUAAAGCUAGCCCUAUGUAUGAUUGAAUGAGGUUCCCUAUGAAUGAAGUCGUGGAACCAGGUCAAGUGACAAUUUAGAUACAUUAAAGGGUUACUCCAUGACCAAUUCUUGUAGAUUGAGAUGUUGUUUUUUCUUUUGAGGAGGAAUCCGGUAUUUUUAGUUUUCUGAUCAAGUCGUGGAGUGGACCCCUAGCUCACUGUACCUAGAUGGUUGUCAGCUACAUCUCCCUGAUGAUGCCUAAAGAAAGCUAUAACUAUUGUCUGGGGUUCUAUAUAUCCCAUACGGAGGGAGCUGGGCAGCAUUUCUGAGCUUUUUGUCCUUAGGGUGGGUUCAGCCCAAUAUGCAAAAGAUUUAGAUUAAAUAUGUUAGCUAGCUGGAGAACUCGGUGUGGGCUCCUGAAGAGUAAGCUCUGUAUUUGGUUUGUUUUCCUGGCAUUGCAAGUUUUGAUGAGUAUGUGUUUUAGUCCUGCUUGGUAGGUGUUUGUGAGAAACAUUGCACACAAUUUACAAUGCACGUAAAAUCAACUUGCGGAUCAUGAUUGAAGUUGAGCUACUUCUUUAAUUUAUUUUGUGCAAAUCUGCAGCUUCUCCAAGUUAAUCAAACAGUGUUUAAUCAGACCGUAUUUGAUUAAAACAGUUUUUUUCUGUUGGAGUGUUCUUACUGGUGUGGUUACCCCCGCACCCCCCCCCCUUUAUAAAUUGAGAGGCCAAGUUCUCCAUGCAUUAUCCUACUUUUAUGGAUUCACUCUACCUUACUUUCUACCUCACUGUUUUAAAAGCAGGGCUUAGGAAGGCGUGGUGGAGGUUGACCAUGCCACCUUUUGCCAUCCGUUACCAGCAUGCAAUGCGAAGAUUCAUAGUAUAGUUUGUAGAAGGAAAACUCAGUUUUUCUUUAGUUUAUAAAUAGCAUAAACUUUCUCCCCCCACCUCCCCCCCUUCCCUCACACUCAUACUGAGCUGGGACUCUUUAUGGUGGGAAGCUGUCAGGAGGGCAACCUUGAUUUGCUCCACUGAUUUAUGUAAGAUUUUUUUUUUGCCUUUAAUCUUUCAAGGAUUCACUCUAGCAAUUCCCUGCUUCCCUAAUGAUUAUGGUCUUGUAUCUGUCUCAUCUAAUGCUCUGAAAGUUAAUUCUAAUUUCCUUGGGACAUGGUUGAGUUCCUCCCAGAAUUCAUGCGAUGCACACUUGUAGUCUGAGGAAAUCUUUCUUUAAAGCAGACUCCUGCUCCUUGAUUUAAACCCACAACCACACAGUUUUGAAUCCAAAUGACACAGUGCCUUUUUACUUUAUAUUUGUAAAUCGGUAUUGUUUGAUCAGUUUGAAAUCUGUUAUAUACAAUGGUAGCAAUAAUAUUUGGUUUUUAGUUUGUAUUUCAUCAGUGUACUGAUUAAUUUGUAUUUUUUUUUAGGCAUUCUAGUUAGGACUGACAUCAUAAUGAUGUGUGUUAUUGCAGAGGGUGUGUAUAUGUGUGUGUGUGUGUUUAUGCAAUGUAGUGUAUAGGGAAAUCCUGUUAGUGUAGGGCAGGGCUGUGCAACCUUAGGUAAUCUGAGGGCCGCAUUAAAAAGCAAGAUUUAUCAGUUGGCCGGACUCAAAGUUAUAAACUCAUAUUAUAUAUAUAUAUAUAUAUAAGUUUGAGUCUUAUAUAUAUAAAUAGGUUAUGGUGGGGAAAAAUUGUGAUUGAAAACCCCUUCCACCUGAAGUAUGUGGAUAGUUAAUACAAUGCUAAACAAAAAUCUGCACACCAGUCAAGCCAUAAGACUUGCUUUUCCCACAGAAAUCCCAAAUCAGCAGUGAUGUUACAACCGCAAAGGAUUCUGGGUGGGCAUAUGCAAAUUAGUUUAACAAAGAAUCACAUUUUUGCCUCAUUCCAUUUUAAACAUGGAUUCCUUUUAAUUUGUGUUUGCAGUAUACAACUGCUUGGAACACAAUUUAGGAUAAGAUGCAAAACCAGUGAACCACUCAUGGACAGCUGUUUCGUUGUUAAUGCAACUCUUCAGCAUGAGGUUGGUUACUGGUUUGCUAAUUGAGGCUUGGUAGUGCUUGGGAAGGGAUUUCUGUGGGAAAAGCAAGUCUUAUGGCUUGACUGGUGUGCAGAUUUUUGUUUAGCAUUGUAUUAACUAUCCACAUACUUCAGGUGGAAGGGGGUUUCAGUCACAAUUUUUCCCAACCAUAACCUAUUUAGAUUUUGCUUCCCAAGCACUACCAAGCCUCAAUUAGCAAACCAGUAACCAACCUCAUGCUGAAGAGUUGCAUUAACAACGAAACAGCUGUCCAUGAGUGGUUCACUGGUUUUGCAUCUUAUCCUAAAUUGUGUUCCAAGCAGUUGUAUACUGCAAACACAAAUGAAAAGGAAUCCAUGUUUAAAAUGGAAUGAGGCAAAAAUGUGAUUCUUUGUUAAACUAAUUUGCAUAUGCCCACCCAGAAUCCUUUGCGGUUGUAACAUCACUGCUGAUUUGGGAUUUCUGUGGGAAAAGCAAGUCUUAUGGCUUGACUGGUGUGCAGAUUUUUGUUUAGCAUUGUAUUAAAUAUAUAUAUAUAUAUAUAUAUAUAUAUAUAUAUAUAUAUAUAUAUAUAUAUAUAUAUAUAUAUAUAUAUAUAUAUAUAUAUAUAAAUUUGUUUAGUGUUGGCAUUUGAAUGCAGUUUUAUGUUUGUAUGUACUAUUGCUAUUUGAAAGCAGCAGUGUACACACACACAAACACACUUACACCUCGAUACAUACACUGAUUCAUAUAAAUACACACACACACACUGAGGCGCACACACACUGGCUCAUACACACACUGAUAUAUAUAUAUAUAUAUAUGUAUAUUAUCCACUUGCGAAAGCCCUAAAACUGUAUUUUAAUAAAGGUCUUUUGGCAGCUUUCUUUGUUGUGAGUUAGCCAUUUUUUCUUUUUUACCAUUUUUAUUAUUUUACUACCUGGCAUCUGAGUCUUACUUGUUCCAGAGAGAUACUACUCCAAAGCAUCCUUGGUGGGGAUUUUACCACUUGCACCCUAUCAUUGAACAGUGCGUCUGCCCAAUUAAAUGUGAGUAACCAUUUGGUAUUUUUAUACACUCUCCUGGUUUUAUCACAGUAAGCUCUAUUGUUGUUUUUUAUAUUGCAUAUGGUCCCCAUCUGACGAGAUAUCUACUUACAACACUCCCUCAUGUAUCCCAUAAGUGAGGAUUAUACCACUGUACGCUGUUUAUACUAGAGCUAGUUUUUAGCUCUCAAAAAUGUGAGUAGGACCAUAUAGACCUCUUUUAUCAGCUUCUACCUAUUUGGUUUUUAUUGCACUAUUAUAUUGUCUUUUCUCUUUCAUACGGAUCCCACGAACCCCUCGAUCCCACUACUCCAUAGACGUUGAUAGGGAUAAAAAUUUACCCAAGAAUAUGUUCAGGGGAAACCAAAUUGUUAUAUGUUCGAGCACGCUCUGUGAAGCAAUCAAAUCAGACCAGACACUUGUGAUCCAAAGAUUACAUCACCUUUAUUGGGUGAGCUUACAAGAUUAUAUAGUACUUUAUGACUUGCGCGACAAAAACAGGAUGCUUGAAGGCUUUGUACCAUAAAAGGAAUUUAGAGAACUAAGCAUAUUUCAAUAGUUAUAAAAAAAACAAAAACAUUAGGACAUAAGUUAGGAUAUAAGAAGGGGGGGCUGAGGGUAAAGCUGCAAUUCUCUCCUCAGAAACCACAGAAUGGCUCACAAGUAAAGAAUUUAUGCUUACUUGUCAGACACUGAAACUAGACUAAAAGUUCAAAGCAUAAUAUGAAAGUAAAAACAGACUGGACAUUCGGUCAUCUGUAGCUUGAGCCUUGGGUCAAGGUGCCUUCCAUCACAAUUCCCCUCUUUUUGACCCCAACACCCAGGUGACUGAGGUAUGUCCAGGUAUGCUAGUCAUACCUGUGGGUUUUUUUAUUAUGCCAUCACCACGGAUCUCUCAGACAGGGAAUCCAGGAGUCCCAGAAGUAAUGGUCCUUCAUCGGUUAUACAGCACUGUAGGUGUCAAAGGUUGAGGAAGGAACAGCUUCACGUCGGUUGAUCAGUUGGAGUGAUUUGUUUACAGUGACUUGUGUGUAUCCACGUGGCUUUUCCUUCUAGUUUCACUGAGGUGGCUGUGGUUAGCAACACUUGGACGGGACCAUCAAAUCUUGGCUCAAGCCAUUUUCUCACGUGUCUUUUUAUCACUACCCAAUCUCCAGGUUGUAACUGUAGAGUCUUGUCUUGGGGGCGCAUCCAAAUAAAAUCUCAAAAGGGGGUAGGCAAUUUCUUGGCUGAGGAGUGAAUCUCAUUGAGGAGAGUGCUAGGGGAAGGCAUUCAGUCUAAGGCUUCCCUGUCUCUUGCAUGGCUUUUGCAAUUUUAUUCUUUAGGGUGCCCUUUGCCCUUCCUACUUUCCCACUACUCUGGUUGUGGUAAGGGGUGCGGAAGGCCUGACUGAUCCCUAGUGUCUUCAUUAUUUCAUGCAUUAUUUCCCCAGUGAAAUGGCUACCUCUGUAACUUUCAAUCACUUCAGGUACCCCGUAUCUUCAUACCAGUUCCUUCAGAAUCUUACUUGCUGUGACCUUUGUUUUGGCUUUCGACACAGGGUAGGCCCCAGGCCAACCUGAAAAGAGAUCAAUGCACACCAACACAUAUUCAUACACUCCUACCUUAGGCAGUUGAAUAUAGUCUAUCUGCAGUCUCUGAAAUGGGUAAAGUGGCCUUGGGAUAUGUUUACCUGGUGUUUUGACAGCCUGUCCGGGAUUAUUCUUAGCACAAAUCAUGCAAGCUCGCCACAGUAAACCCAGGUGCCACCCAAUGAGUAUUAUAAAUGUGUGGGUCCAUGGGCUACUUGAGCCAUCAUAGGGUACAAUACUCAUGGUAAAUACAGUAUUUUACCUUUUCUCCACAUCUUGUAAUCAUCAGGUUCUGCAUCUUGUUUCCUCCAGAGAUCUUCUUCUUUGCUUGCUUGCUUCUGCAGGCCUAACAAUAUAUUGUAGUCAACAGUCUUUUCUGGAAGGACAACCUGUGGGAAGGUAUUACCUGUGGAAGGAUGAAGUUGGAUUGCUGCUUGCUUGGCAGCUUUGUCUGCUUUGUGGUUUCUUCUUGUGAUCGCAUCUGUAAUCUUCACGUGAGCUUCCGCCUUGAUGAUGCCUACUUGAGUAGGUAGCAGGAUAGCAUCCAUAAGUGCACUCACUGCUUCAGAGUUCUUUAUUGGAGUUCCUGCUGAGGUGAGAAAAUCAUGAGCCUGCCAUAUAGGCCCAAAAUCAUGGGGUAUACCGAUGGCAUAGCGAGAGUCUGUGUAAAUAUUAGCUUUCUUACCAGAGGCCAGAUUGCACGCUUUAGUAUGUGCCUUCAGCUCAGCCUCCUGUGCAGAGCAUUGAGGGGUGAGUGGUUCAGCUUUAAUUACUUUUGUGUGCAGAGAUUACAGCAUAUCCAGUGUGGAAAUUGCCCUUCUCAUCAGCAUAUCUGGAGCCAUCUACAAAAAACUCAUUCAGGGUUAGACAAUGGAGACCCAAUUACAUGUGAAAAACCUGCUGUCUCUUGUGCCAUUAUGCUCCACAAUUAUGGGGUACCUGGGCUUCAGCUAACCCGUCUGGUGACAGGGAAUUUACAAAAAGAUCAGAAUCACCACUACUCCCUCAGCUGAACUUGUGAUAGAAUGCUGUUAAUAUUAUGCGGGGUGUAAAUGGUAACAGAAUUGUCUAAGACCAUGUCGGUGGCUUUGUCCAGUAAUGCAGCUAGUGCUCUUACACAGGAAGGGGCACCUCUGGCAACAGGUCUAACCUGGUGGAGUAAUAGGCAACGGGUCUCUAUUUCCCACCAUGGUCCUAAGUAAGGACAGCUGUUGCAUAACAAAUCUGCUUGGUGGAAAACAGGUAAAGGAUCUUCUGUAAUCUGGGAGACCCAACGCCGGAGCUGAGGUGAAAAGCAAUUUAAGAGUGUAAAAUGCUUCCUCUGCUUUAGGAGUUAGAUUAAAGGGUUCCUGGGUGAGGCAAUCAUACAAGGGCUGCAUUAGAUUAGACCCAGAAUGGUACGAAGGUGGGCUAGGCUGCGUGGAGGAUUAAUUUGUUCAACAGCAUUUUUCCUGUCUUUUGUGAGAUGCUUUGUACCAUAUAAAAUACAGUGUCCUAGAAAAGUAACAGUGGAAAGGCAUGCCCAUAGUUCGGCCUUGGUAGCUUUGCACUCUGCUUGUGCCAAAAAAUUUAAUAAAGACAGGGUGUGCUCAGUACAUGACUCCUGAUCAGGGCAGCACAAAAGCAAAUCAUCAACAUAUUGUAGUAAUACUACAUCAUCUGCCCUUGGCCACGCUUCUAGAAUUUGGGCUAUUGUCAUGCUAUACAUAGUAGGUGAAUUCUGAGCACCUUGUGGCAACACUGUCCAGGUGUAUUGUUUGUGCUUGUGUGUGAAUGCAAAAAGGUAUGGACUGUCUGGGUGCAAGGGAGCAGAAAAGAAUACAUUUGCCAAGUCAAUGACAUUAAACACCUUAAAAGAAGGUGGAAUCUGUGACAACAGUGUAUGAGGGUUGGAAACAUUGGGGGCAAUUAGUUCGGUCACUGCAUUAAUUGCCCUUAAAUCGUGUACCAUAUGAUAAACCACAGGUUUUCCUUUAUCCUGUUUCUUUUUAAUGGGGUAUUACAAGUAGAUAUUGUAGGGACAAUUACUCCUGCCUGCAUAAGCUCUUGGACAGAUUGGAAGAUGGCAUUCUCCUGUGCUGGGCUGAGGGGGUUCUGUUUCUGGCACUAGGGGCUGGUUCAGUGAUACCUCUCCAGACGGACUAAACUGAAUGUUGGGGCAUUAGGACUGACAAGCAGUCUAGUUACAAGGGAGGUGGAAUCAUGAAAAUUCAGCUUCAUUUUGUGGGUGAGGGGAUGUCGCUAGGGGUCCAAUCUACUCCAUACAUGAAAAUACGUCAUCAGAUUUUUCAUAAGGAAAGACGUAUUUUUCCUGCACCACAGAUCGGACUGCUCCAGUGUCUAGUAGAAAAGCGUGCAGGGACACUGGGUUGUCAAUUUCCUAUUGGGGCGUGGGUGGUGGAAACUGAGUGUCAUGAGAGUUGACAGAAUUGUUCUGCUGGUUCCUAUUUUUAGGAGGUUCCGCUUAAUAUGUCCCUUUCUCCCACAAUUUCUUUAUUGCCUUAGUAGCUCAUUGUCCUUUCUGAUCUUUGACUCUAGUCAGAGCUGUAAAUUCCUCCUGGAUCCUUUGUGAGUUACACAUCUCUAACACCUGUAAAGGGUAAUUCCCUCCUUAACCAAGACAAGACUAUACAGACAGUGUUUAAACCCUUAGGACCACUGCAGUGGAAUUUUCAGUCUGUGUCUUCUUUAUUUAAAUACAGAUCAGCGAUCUGCCUUGGAGGAUUCUGACUCUAAUUAUAAAACUUUAAAAACAAAUGACAAGGCAGACAUACUUGAGCCCCACAUAUAUAUUCUACUAUCUCAAGAUUCCAAGAUUUCUUUCACAAGAAAUUCAUCCUGAACAUAGUAUGUCCCUUUAAAUGUGUUCUUGGGAAAUGGCAAUCUUUAAGUCCAAAACUUACCCGGACACAGAAUAAGCACUUCUCUGAGAGUGAAACAUAGAAACAUAGAAUGUGACGGCAGAUAAGAACCAUUCGGCCCAUCUAGUCUGCCCAAUUUUCGAAAUACUUUCAUUACUCCCUAGUCUUAUCUUAUAGUUAGGAUAGCCUUAUGCCUAUCCCACGCAUGCUUAAACGCCUUUACUGUGUUAACCUCUACCACUUCAGCUGGAAGGCUAUUCCAUGCAUCCACUACCCUCUCAGUAAAGUAAUACUUCCUGAUAUUAUUUUUAAACCUUUGUCCCUCUAAUUUAAGACUAUGUCCUCUUGUUGUGGUAGUUUUUCUUCUUUUAAAUAUAGUCUCCUCCUUUACUGUGUUGAUUCCCUUUAUAUAUUUAAAUGUUUCUAUCAUAUCCCCCCUGUCUCGUCUUUCCUCCAAGCUAUACAUGUUAAGAUCCUUUAACCUUUCCUGGUAAGUUUUAUCCCGCAAUCCAUGAACCAGUUUAGUAGCCCUUCUCUGAACCCUCUCUAAGAUAUCAAUAUCCUUCUGAAGAUACGGUCUCCAGUACUGUGUACAAUACUCCAAGUGAGGUCUCACCAGUGUUCUGUACAAUGGCAUGAGCACUUCCCUCUUUCUACUGCUAAUACCUCUCCCUAUACAACCAAGCAUUCUGCUAGCAUUUCCUGCUGCUCUAUUACAUUGUCUGCCUACCUUUAAGUCAUCAGAAAUAAUCACCCCUAAAUCCCUUUCCUCAUAUGUUGAGGUUAGGACUCUAUCAAAUAUUCUGUACUCUGCCCUUGGGUUUUUACGUCCAAGAUGCAUUAUCUUGCAUUUAUCCACAUUAAAUGUCAGUUGCCACAAUUCUGACCAUUUUUCUAGUUUACCUAAAUCAUUUGCCAUUUGGCUUAUCCCUCCUGGCACAUCAACCCUGUUACAUAUCUUAGUAUCAUCAGCAAAAAGACAUACCUUACCAUCAAGACCUUCUGCAAUAUCACUAAUAAAAAUAUUAAAGAGAAACGGGUCCAAGUACAGAUCCCUGAGGUACCCCACUAGUGACAAGUCCAAGCUUCGAAUAUAUUCCAUUAACUACAACCCUCUGUUGCCUGUCACUCAGCCACUGCCUUACCCAUUCAACAAUAUUUGAAUCCAAACUUAAAGAUUGCAGUUUAUUGAUAAGCCUUCUAUGUGCAACAGUGUCAAAAGCCUUACUGAAAUCUAGGUAAGGGAUGUCUACUGCACCACCCUCAUCUAUUAUUUGGUGAAGGUUAUGUGUAGAACAAUAAAUACUUUUUCUUACCUUGAUGCAGCACUCGUUCAGUCAGAGAGGCACAGAUUCUCAAGUUGCGGAUCAGUGAACCGUCAUUCACGGGAUUUCCGGCAUCAAUUUGAUAGGGAUAAAAAGUUACCCAAGAAUAUGUUCUGGGGAAACCAAAUUGUUAUAUGUUCGAGUGAGCUCGGUGAAGCAAUCAAAUCAGACCAGACACUUGUGAUUCAAAGAUUACUUCCCCUUUAUUGGGAGAGUUUACAAGAUUAUAUAGUACUUUGUGACUUGCGCAACAAAAACAGGAUGCUUGAAGGCUCUUUGUACCAUAAAAGGAAUUUACAAAACUAAGCAUAUUUCAAUGGUUAUAUAUAUAUAUUAAAAAAAAAAAAGGGUGGGGCUGAGGGUGAAGCUGCAAUUGUCUCCUCAGAAACCCUGAAUGUCACAAGUAAAUAAUUUAUGCUUACUUGUCAGACAAUGAAACUAGACUUAAAGGUCAAAGCAUAACAUGAAAGUAAAAACAGACUGGACAUCCGGUCAUCUGUAGCUUGAGCCUUGGGUCAAGGUGCCUUCCAUCUCAAUUUCUCUACCUCAGAUUGAACUGUGAUCUCAUCCAAAGGUUUUACUGGACUCUUUUUGGACUGAUCCUUCUGUACAUUUCACACAUAUACAUACACACAGACUCAUACACACUAUACACAUUAGUUCAUACACACACUGACACACACAUACACACUGACUUCACACAGAUACACACACUGACACACAGAUGCAUACACAAAUAUGCACACAGAUACACACAGAUGCAUACACACAGAUACACACUGACUCAUACUCAUAAGGGAAGACCUGUGCGUAUAAUGGAUGUAGUAUGUGUUUCUGUGUGUAAGGGAUGUAUUGUGUGUGUGUGUGUGUGUGUGUGUAAGGGAUGCAGUGUAUGUUUCUGUGUUUUGUAGUGUGUGUGAAAGAUGUUGUGGGGUAGGACAUGGGAGUUUUUAAAAGUUUAUUCCCAAUUCCUGUUGUUUACAUGUAUCCAGUGAGAGGGCACAGAGCACUAGAGUAUUCCCUGUUGGUCUGGUGGUUGUGUAGGGGCUCUCAGCCUUGGUUGUGUAGGGGCUCUUUUUUCAAGCCCCAGCACCAUGUGGAAUUGGUUGGUUGCCGUGGGGCUCACGAGAAUGAGAGGAUCAACCUCCGCAUGUGAGGCUGAAAGCCUCCUGCCCCCCACAUGCUAUGCAAAAUGGCAAAGAUCUUUGAUUGCCAAUACCCGGGUUGUGUGUGUGUGUGUGUAUAUGUAUGUAUGAUGGCUCUAAUUAUAGUGCUGUAAUAAAGAUUGUAUAUCAUGAUGAAUAUUGGUAAAUAUUACUGCCACUUUCCAUAAUUCUCAUUAUGUUUAUUUCAGUUAUAUUUAGUAAGUCUAGAUUUGUAAGAUGUAAAAUUAAACCUAGAAAUUAACAUCUCUCUGCAACAGGACACCUCCAUUGUAUCUCCAUACCACAUAUUUGUUGUUAUUGUUGUGGAACUGAUUCAGUUUAUCUCCUCUAUCCCCAGUGUGAGUAAGGUGGAAAGAGUGGUCAUCCUAAUGAUUCAGUGUCUCCCUGCUAUAGCUGUAGCUAGCUCAGUAUUGGCAGCUUGUUUUGUAAAACCAGUGACUAAACCUGGAUUGAAAACUGGCUUAAAGAUGGAACUCUUAAUCUGUUCCCGAUCUUUCAAGAUGCAUCAGAUGUCAUGCAUUUGUUUACAGAUGACAUGCAACUGAUGUGGUUAUUAACUUAGUCUGAACAGGAUGUUACUUCUUUACAAAGAUUCGGUGGCUGUUAAGAUUUAGUGUAGAAAAGGUGUUUUUUUUUUUUUAUAUAUUGUUUUUUCUUUUAUAUAUUUUUUUUUUUUGUGAUGAACAAUAAACUUGCAGCUUACACCAUACAGUUAAAUUCAUUUUUUACAUUUUUGUUCUCAAAACAAUUCAGAAAUUUAUUUUGUGGUUUUAAAAAGGCGGUAAUUUAAUUUUAAUUUUGUAAAUUUUAUUAGUGAUUUAUAUUAUUGCUCUUAAAUAACCGUCUUGUCUUGUCUUUUACAAUGACCUGCUGUUCUAGUAUGAGCUCACUGUUAUUAUGCCCCGUUAUGAAUGCUCUUUAGUUUGUGUGCAUUGUGUGGGAUUUGUCAGUGGGCAGAAAUACAGGCAUGGUUAAAGGCUUGGCAAACAUUCAAGUGAUUACAACAAAGCUCUGGGAAUUAAAUCAGUUAAACAUGUUUCUUUUUUGGUUUAGUAGCUCAAUAUAAAUUAUUUCAAAUGUGAUUUUUUUUGGCAGCUUUGUUUUAAUAGAGUCGGAAGUCAUUGAUCCGCUCAGUGUGAGUAAUCCAUAGGGUACAGAACAUAAUGACCACACAAAUGAAAUAACAGAUUAGGAAUAAAGUGCCACAACAAAACUUUUGUAACAAUAUGGCGCUGUGUAACCAUGUGAAAAGCUCAUUUCACAUUUCCUUUUAUGGGCUCUAUGUUACCAAAAUAAUAUUUAUUUAAUUAUGAAGUACUUUCUAAACUUAAAAAACAAACACUUGAUUUUUUGUUAAUGAGGGAACAUUUUCUAUUUUUGCUCCGUCCCAUUAACAUUUAAACCUAGAUUUUAAAGUGCAUUGUUGAUUAUAUUAUAACUUUUUAUUUUAUUUUUAAUACAUUGUAUAGUAUGUGUGGUGUGUGUGUGUGUGUAUGUAUAUAUCUGUGUGUGUGUGUAUAUAAUUUAUUUUUUAAUUAAUUUUAUUAGCAUACAGUUAAGACUUGAGACUAUACGCAACAGAAGUCAUAUACUCAAGAUUGUAUUUUAGAUAUAUAUAUAUAUAUAUAGCUAAAAAAUAAAUGUAAAGUCUAAUAUAUCUAUCAAUCCAUCUGAACCACAUUUCCAAGUGCUUAUAUUGAUGUUUCUGUAAUGUCUUGUGCUUUUGCAUGUCUGUUACAGCACAAUGCAUUCUAUUGUGUAUUCUUGAAGGAAAGCUUGUCCUUGUUCAAGAAAUAAGCUGAACCUUCUAUGUAAAGAAGUGGCAGCCCAGUUAAAUGUUUAGAAACAUGAAACAUUGUUUGUUGCACUUAACUAGAGAAAACACACAAAGAAAUCUCAAAUCUCAGGGUUUACAUUCUAGCCCCUGUUACAUUGUUUACAUUUUUUUGGUCACACAGCCAUAAAUCACAAUAAUUUGAUGGUGUCAGAAAUUCACAGGGGUUUUUAUAGCAUGUAAGAUUUAAAUCCCUGUUUUAACAUGUGACCUAUUUUCACACUAUAUUUCUAACAAGUACACAACACUCUAAAGGACUGUUUUAAAAAUCUCACGUUUGAAAAGCAACCAAUUAUUGUUUGGCUUUGAUUUUUAAAGUUUAAUGUUUUGAGUAUUUCAUAUAUAAAAUAUAUGUGGUGAGUAUGUCUUGGUGAGCAUAUGGCGGACAUCAAGAUAUAGUGUCAUAGUUAUAGAGUAAGUAAUAUAAACUUUAAAAAAAAGGCGGCUAUAGUGCCAGAAAUACAGCUUUGCAUUCCUGCCACUAUAAUAUCCCUUUUAAUGAAUAGGUUAUCAGAGAGUUGUUUGUAUUGGCCCUUUAUAUAUUUCUAUAAUGCUAUCUCAUCCUACCUGAAUUUUAUCAUUUUGUGCAUAACUAAAAUCUAACGGUUCCCUACUGAGUUUUAUAGUCUACCUCUGUACCAUUUUAGCUCCAUAAUAUCCUGCUUGAAAACAGGUGCCCAAAAGGUGAGACAAGAUUAUAUUUUGCCCCAUAAUUACCCCUUUUAUGCAUGACAAUACUUAGUAGCUGCUACCUGGCAUUUCAUGUUUCUCCCUAGUCUCUUGUUUAUAAUUAUUUACAAUUCCUUUUCACUUAUUGUUUUCUCUUUUUAUUGUAUUCAUUUCUUGUGCAUUCCUCACCAGAUUAUGCAUAACUUUGCACCCCUAUUAUGAUGCAUGAUUAUUUGUUUUAGAAAUAGAACAAAAGAACACUUCAAGCACCAUGACCGCUACAACACACUGUGCUCUGGCCGUCCCCCCAAAAGAAGCCAUUUCAGAAUUGUUUGUUUUACUUGGAGUCCCCAGGUCAGAAAUCAGUUUGACUACUUGUAACGGAGCUUCCCGUACUCCGACCGAGUACCCUCCAUUGAUGGACGCUUCCUAGCUUGCGCCGAGGACCACAAGCACCACACCAGACACCACAACCACCGCAGACUCCGCUACCGCUGUAGCUUGACUGGAGUCUCGCCAUCUUCAUUCCACCCUGGAUCAGCUUCUGUCCUCCAGGACCGUGUGGGAAAGAUGUAGCCACUCUGACUCCCUCCUCUCCUCUUCUCUUGCGGCUCUCAGUGAUUACUGGGAGGAAGUGACCGGGGCAGUCACUUCCUUUUAUCACUCUGAUCUCAUUACAGGGGAUCCAGUCACGCUAUAAAGCGCCGCAACACUGACCAGGACCAUGAAGACAUAUUGGAAAAAGAGAAAGAAAACAGCGCUAAAUUGCCACAAUAAAAUUAUAAGAAAGGCAGCAAUCCUCAAAGGGGAGUCCCCAAUAAUCCCCUAAUGAUAACAAAUAGCAAGAACAAACAUAGAUAUAAGGAUGCGCCUAAAACUUGAUAAAAUAAAAGACUAAAUUAGUCAGAUAAAAUACAGAAUAAAAUAAGUAAUAAAACAAUAGUCCAAUAAAAUAGGCUUAUCACAGUCCGUGAGGGUAGGUCCCACUUGUAAAGGAAUAUUCUUUAGGGUGUAGGUGGGAUCAUAUCUUCAAAUGUUGAGAAUUCAGCAUAUGUGGAGAGAAAAAUAAAAACAGGACUCCAAUGGCACAGUAGAUCGGUGUAUAAAAUAAAUAUAAAGGUAUAAAAUCAGUCUUACUCACACUUUUCAGAGCUAGGAUCAGCUCUGAUAUUGCUCGCGUAAAGUGGAAUAAUCCCCACUUCAAGGAUAUAUGGAGUAAAUGUUGAUUGUUGAAUAUCUGACGUGGGUUCAGCGUUCAAUUUGACGUGAUACGACCCAGAGGAAAAAUGAAAUAAAAUAUAUAGUGCUCACUGUAUGUAAUAAAAUUAACAGAAAGUAAAGUAUACUACUCACGUAAAAUAGAGCAGACUCAAAACUGCUCAGUGAAGGCGCUCAGGUGGUAUAAUCCCCACCUAUGGAUUCUUUGCACUUCCUGCAGGGUGAGUCGUAUACGUAAAAGCAAUAAAAGAAAAUGUAUGUAAAAUCAGGUAAAGCAAAUGGCAAUAAAGUAUUUUAUGCCAAUAAAAUAUCUUUAUUAUAGAGUUAAGAACAAAAUCUAUUAGUAUCUAAACGCGUUUCGCCUUAACAGGCUUCUUCAAGUUUCCCACUAUCUACUUGAAGAAGCCUGUUAAGGCGAAACGCGUUUAGAUACUAAUAGAUUUUGUUCUUAACUCUAUAAUAAAGAUAUUUUAUUGGCAUAAAAUACUUUAUUGCCAUUUGCUUUACCUGAUUUUACAUACAUUUUCUUUUAUUGCUUUUACGUAUACGGCUCACCCUGCAGGAAGUGCAAAGAAUCCAUAGGUGGGGAUUAUACCACCUGAGCGCCUUCACUGAGCAGUUUUGAGUCUGCUCUAUUUUACGUGAGUAGUAUACUUUACUUUCUGUUAAUUUUAUUACAUACAGUGAGCACUAUAUAUUUUAUUUCAUUUUUCCUCUGGGUCGUAUCACGUCAAAUUGAACGCUGAACCCACGUCAGAUAUUCAACAAUCAACAUUUACUCCAUAUAUCCUUGAAGUGGGGAUUAUUCCACUUUACGCGAGCAAUAUCAGAGCUGAUCCUAGCUCUGAAAAGUGUGAGUAAGACUGAUUUUAUACCUUUAUAUUUAUUUUAUACACCGAUCUACUGUGCCAUUGGAGUCCUGUUUUUAUUUUUCUCUCCACAUAUGCUGAAUUCUCAACAUUUGAAGAUAUGAUCCCACCUACACCAUGAAGACAUAUGUCUAACAGCUUGUGCCACCCUAUGGGCCACUGAAUGCGUGGCCUCCUGGAGUGACAGGCCCAGUAGAGUGACAAGCUCAAUUGCAGCGGUAAGUCUGUCACUGACUGUGCCAUUUUUAGCUGCAUUGUGUAUGUGGGAACCAUUCAGUGAUGGGGAUACCUGAUAAGUGGUCCAGUCAGGAGCUGGGGACCUUUAAUGGUGCAACUAGCUUCCUGUCAGAUCACCAGUUCUGGGAGGAUGUGGAUUCAGGUAACUUUCUCACAGCUUAGAGUGAAAGCCGAGCAAGCUAAGCAGGAUCCCAGGGAGCAUCAACCUCAGCCAGCAGUCUCACUGGGCCCCAAGGUAGCCAACCUCCUGUACCCAAAAGUUAUGGAAUCAGAAGGGUGAUUAAAAAUGUUUAAAUAACUUUUAUGUAUGUAUGUAUUUGUCAGUGUGCAUGUGUAUCGGCGUGAGUAUAUUUGUACAUAACUUACUUUGAUAAAGCCUGAAGUAAACGAAAAAAGAAAAAGAUCAGUGCUCAAUUGCCACACAAAUAAAUAGUAAGAAGGCAGCACUCCUCAAAGGGGAGUCCACUAUAAUCCCCUAGUAAUAAGAAGACACAAAACAAACAAAAAGGAUAAGGGUGCGCCUAAAAUGUAUAAUAAAAUAUAUAGAGAGUAUAAAAUAUUAAAAAUUAUAAAAUUGAAAUAUAAAAAUUAUAAGCAAUAGUCCAAAACACUUAUCAAGAGUUCAUAAUGGUAAGUUCUUCUUGUAGAGACAGGGAUUCUUGAGACGUGAGAUGGAGUUGAAUCUUCACAGUGAUAUGCUUAGAAUCCAGUGAGGCAUAUAUAAAAGGAAAACAGAAACAGGACUCCAAUGGUACAGUAUAUAGAUGAAAAUUUAAGUUCUAAAAUAGUGAAAAUAGUCUUACUCACACUUUUCAGAGCUAGAACCUAGCUCUGAUAUUUUGCGCGUGAAGUGGAAUAAUCCCCACUCAAGGAUAUGCAGAGUAGUAUUUGAUUGGAGAAUUUCUAGCCCAGGUUCGGCGUUUGAAUUGAUAUUAUUCGACCCAAAACGAGAGGAUAAGAAUAUAGUGCCCUCUGUAUAUAAUUAAACAUUUUAAAAAUGUAAAGUAAAUUACUCACAUUAUAUAGAGCAGACUUGUACUGCUCGGUGUGAACGCUUGGGUGGUAUAAUCCCCACCUAUGGAUUCUUUGAGCUUCUUGUAGAUGUUAGGUCAGGUGCAAAAAUAAAAUAAAAUAAAGAAAAAAUGGCAAUAAAGUGUUUUAUGCCAAAGUAAAUUCUUUAUUAUAAAUAAGUAAAAUAAAAUAGUAUAGUUAUGCAUUAUACAUUAUUUUCAACUCUGGAUUUUCAUUUAAAUUUAUUGCAAAAUACUGUUUUUUUUUUUUUGUUUUUUUUUGGUAGGGAACAUACCUAAAUCUUGUGGAUUGAGCAAAUGUCUUGUAAGUACAUUCUCAUAUUUUCACUACUAGUUUCCAUUGCAGUGUGCACUAUUUAUUUCUCUUUUUCCAUGCCAUACCCCGUUCACCAAUAUAUCCUAAAAUGAGGACUAUGUGACUAAUCAAAAGAAUUAGUUAUCAAGUCCUCAUUUUAGGAUUAUAAAAAAAAAAAGAUAAUAAAAAUGAGCCAGUUUUGGGCUCCUUAUCAUGUGAGUGAACAUUCUUCUUUUUAUUCAUUCAUUUAGUAUCGUUUCAAUAUACUAAGCUAUAUUGAUUUUGCUUUAUCUUCUAUAUUUCGUGGAGCAUUAAGCCAGUAUCAAAAUUGCCCCUACAUCCACAUGCAGGAAUUGUUCCGCUUAAGUUCAUAUGUUGGAGCUACAUUACAUCUCCAAAUAGUGUGCAUCUGAAUCCUUCCUCCAUAUUAUUUGAUCAUACUACACUAUUGGUUUUUAUCCAUGUCCUAUUUUUUUGUUUCUUGUUAUUACACUUAAGGGUAUUUAAAGUUCUACUCUCACCUCUUCUUCAAGUACUUUUCCUAUCUACCAGAGGAUAGGGACCCCAGUUAGGGUUGUUCUGCUAUCUCACCAGCAUAGUCUGCAGCGCUUGACCACUUGUUUUUAAUUUUAAAUGUGUAUGUGUUUAUCUGUGCAUGUAGUAGUGUAAGUGUUUUUAUGUGUAUACAUCUGAGUAUUCAAACUUCAACACUACACUCAAACACACCUGUGAUACACUCCCCUUUCCUAGUGAGUUUGCCACGAGCUCCUGGAAGAGCCUGCUUGCUAGCCUCCUGUCCACAGACUGUGGGCCCUGCAGGGAAACCUGUAAAAGACUAUUUAACUGGCUUGGUUUCUGUGAUUCCCCCAUGCUGUUCCAGAACCGAAUCGCAGCACGAACUAUAGACCACCCAGGAGCUUGUUAAGCCUAAUAGAUACACUGUAACAGUCAUAACCGCAGUGUUCUAAUGGUUCAUCUGGGUGGUGGCCAUCUUGUUCGCACAAACACAGGCAGCGGUGUUUGGUUGUCAAGUUCAUGGAACUAAAAACAGACACUGAAGCUCCCGAACACCGCUGGACUCCCAUGAUCGCUGCGUUUGGUUUUAUAUAGCUUUGAAGAACACUGUUCUUUGGGAUCAUUUGUCUGGAUGAAGGGAACAAGCUCCACGGUAUGUCAAUGGAUUCUGUUUGGUAGCUUGUUCUCUUUUAAACUACUGAACUUGACCGACCACUACCACUUUUUCCCUGGAACUAUUUUGGGCAGGAGCCUCGUGUGCGGUCGGUCAAAUUUUGACUUCCAUGGAAAUCCCAAACCCCUGAACCGAUCUGGGUGAUGUUUGGAGAUGUUGGUCACCCAGAUCAGGACUGUUGGGGGAUAUAACUUUUGUCGGGUUUUCAUGUAGUUAAAAGUACUUUUGAAAUGUCUGUGAAAUGUGUUUUUUUUGUGCCUGGAGAUAAUUGAGUUUGUACAGUUCCUGACUCAAUUAUCUCCUAGGCAUAGGGGAGGGAUUAUCCUUUUUUGUGUGGGAGUGUCAUGGGCGUGCUUGUCUGUGUUCAGAAAUGUAUAAAAGCAGGCCAUCUGGCCAGAUUAAAAUAUUCCAGCUUGUACUCCCACAACUAUGUGUCAUCUGGUUACUGCGAGGGGAAAGGGCUUGUUCCAGUGUGGAGGAUUCAACAGGCAAAGUCCUUGUAAGAACUAGAGCUCCCAGUACUGAGUGUUGUCCAGUGCCUGGGAGUGGAUAGAGUGAGUUCCCAAUUCGGCUCCAGGAUGGAGAGGUUCCAGGACCCCAGUCAAGACAUGGCGACUGGGGGCAGGAGUGCUGAGGUUUGUCCCCUGUUCCAGCUAGGAAGCAGUCCUUUGUAGAGGUACCCAGCCCUGUAUUCUAAACACCAACAUUUCAUACAAAUACACCCCUUUAAUCAAACGGCAACACCAUACAAACUACAUUCAAAUACACUCUGCAGUCAAACAUCAAGCUGCACACUAACAUCAACACUACACACAAAUUCACACACCUACACCAUAUAAAAAUAUGCUUACGUUCAAACAUAGAGAAACUGCUCACAAAUAUAACUCUGCAAGGAUGAGCAAAAUGUAAAUCCCCCCCAGCUUCAAAGUAUCGUGGGAGUUGUACUAUAUUCAAGGGUCAACCUUUUAGUCACAAUUGCAUGACAGGGAGACCCUAAAAAUGUAAGGUGCCAAGGCCUUCCUUGUAUUAAUGGAAUAAAUGGUCACAGAUUUUAAUUACAGCUUGCAUGCAUAACCUCUCAUGUUCUAAUAAUCCAGUAAAAAUUAUGAUUGAUAAAGGAGUGGCUGGGAUAUCUCAUCUAAUGCCUCUCUUCAGUGAGAUACAGAGAGCAGAAGAAAAUCCCAUGAACUGGCAUAAAGGAACCUUGUGAGGGAUCAUUUUCUUUCUAGAAUGUAUUACCAGUUUAAGAAAUUACAUUUACUUCAAGGGGGGAGAUACUUAGGGGAUGUUUGUAUUUGCGUGUGUGUAGUAGUUUUGAAAAAAAAUGUUUUUGAGUGCAAAUCAACUGCUAUUUAGAAAUAGUUAGAAGAAAAAGGAGAAAAACACUACUUUUGAGUCCUUAAAACGCACAUAUUCGCGCCCCCCUUUUAAAUUAAGAUAAUGUUUUUUGCUAGACAGGAGGUGAAAACUGAGGCUUUAAAUAUGACCACCAGAUAGUCCCUCAAAUGUUUGGUCCCCUGGUGAUACAUAUCUCGUUUUCAUCACCCUAAUGGCAUUACUUUAAAAAAAAAAAAUAAUGGGGGGGGGGUUAAUCUGUAUCUCUAUUUUCUGAUCUCUGAAAUUGAUUUGAUUAGCUAAAUACUUACUAUUGAUUGCUAGUUAAUUAGCUUUUGUUUGCAAAUAAGCAUAGGCCUACCCAGGUGUUAAACAUUCCUAGUGGGUGGUGAUUUUAGGAGUUAUAUAAGGGUUGUUGUCAUUAGCUUGGCUAAUAUAGCUUGGUUGCUUCAUCUAAGUGUUGAUUCUAAGUGUGUGGUUGGAGAUAUUCUGGAGAGUUUUACAGAAGCUUCAACUGUCUAAGAGUUGUGCUAAGGGUUUUCUUUUCUACUGUUACAGGUAAGAUUCAUCUGUAGGAAAAGGUUACUGAUUGUACAAGGUUCGAUUUUCUGUUGGUAUUUGGUAAGGCAUUUGAUUUGAUUAGCUAAAUACUUGCUAUUGAUUGGUUAAUUAGCUAUUGUUUGCAAAUACGUAUUUGUAAUAUUGUUAAGUGAGCAAAGCAGGAAGGGGAAUUCGAUGUACUUGUCCAUCUAGGGACAAAUGUCUUGGCUUGCAAUGAGGUUUCAGAGGUUAAGGAAGUUUUUAGUGUUUUUGCCAAUGAUAUACGACAGGUUGCUUCCACACUGUCAUUCUCUGAAGUUCUGCCUGUGCAGAACACUCAGAACGAUAGGCGGAUGCGUAUUAGGGACUUUGUGGCUUGGUGAAUUGUGUCGGGAGCAAGGAUUUGGCUUUAUUUCUCAUGGUAUCUCUGUUUGGAAUGGAAAUAAACUGUACAAAAAAGAUGGUUUGCAUCUUUCUCAAAAGGGAACAAAUGUUCUCAGUGAGCAGUUCAGAGGUUUUGCUAGGAUGUGUUUAAACUAGGGGGGAGGGGCAAAAGGGUGAUAAAACAUCAAUCCAAUUGCCCCCCAAAACAAGGACAGAAGGUGCCUGUAGCAAGUGUGUUAAAAAAUGAUAAGCUUAGAGUCAUGGUUACAAAUGCUCACAGUUUAGGAAAUAAGAUCCAUGAACUUGUGGUAAUAAUGGCAACUGAUAAUGUAUAUUUAGUCGCUGUUACUGAGACAUGGUAUAAUGAGAAAAAUGACUGGGACAUAGCAAUACCAGGGUACUCUUUUUAUAUAGAAGAGACAGGGAAGGCAAGAAAGGGGGAGGGGUGGCCCUGUAUGUGAAAGAUAGCAUAAAAUCUAGCCUAAUAAAAGUUAAUGAGGCGAACAUAGUCUGUUUGGGUUACGUUAGAAUUUGGUAAUCACACAGUAAAUCGCGUAGGUGUGAUUUAUAGGCCCCCAGGACAAAUAGAAGAGUUAGAUAAUCUACUAGUUGAGGAAAUAACUAAAAUGACAAUGAAGGGGGAAGUUAUCAUCAUGGGUGACUUUAAUCUUCCUGAUGUAAAUUGGAAAACAAAAUUAGCUACUUGUGCCAGGAGCACACAUAUUCUAAACUUCCUACUGGGAUUGUCUCUAAAACAAGUCGUUGAGGAGCCAACUCGUAAAGAGGCCAUACGAGAUUUAGUGUUAACAAAUGGAGAUUUGGUAUCAGAUAUUACUGUAGGUGAAAGUUUAGGAUCCAGUGAUCAUAAGUCAGUGUGGUUUAAUAUAAGAACAGUGACUGAGUCACACCACACAAAAAAACAAACGUUUUAGACUUAAAAAAACAGACUUUUCUAAAAUUAGAAUAUGUGUAAAGGAGUCAUUAUCAGUCUGGAGCAAUUUAAAUGGAGUCCAAGAGAAAUUGGAUUAUUUAAAAGUUGCACUGAUGAAGGCAACAGAAAAUUGCAUUAGGCUUGUCAGUAAAAGCAAAAAAUUCAAGAAACCACUGUGGUACUUUGCAGAUGUUGCCAAAAUAGUAAAAAACUAAAAGUUAGCAUUUAGUAAUUAUAAAAAAACACAGAGUGAGGAAGAUAGAAUGAUCUAUAAGAUUAGGCAGAAAGAGGCUAAGCAAGUUAUAAGAGCUUCCAAAUCACACACAGAAGAGAAAAUAGCACAGUCAGUAAAAAAAGGGACAAAACAUUUUUUACAUACAUAAAUGAGAAAAGUAAAGUAAAACAAGGAUUAGUUAGAUUAAAAACAAAAGAAGGAAGGUAUGUAGAAGAGGAUAAAGGUCUAGCUGACUGCCUCAAUGAAUAUUUUUGUUCAGUAUUUACAGAUGAAAAUGAAGGAAAGGCCUCAGUUAGGAAAAAGGACACAUGAGUAAUUUAUUACAUGUGAGUUUACAGAGGAAGAGGUUCUAUUUUUUGAUUGGGUAACUAAAAUAAUAGAUCAGGGUGGUGCAGUAGACAUUGCUUACCUAGAUUUCAGUAAGGCUUUUGACACUGUUGCACAUAGAAGUCUUAUCAAUACAUUGCAAUCUUUAAGUUUGGAUUCCAAUAUUGUUGAAUGGGUAAGGCAAUGGCUGAGUGACAGGCAACAAAGGUUUGUAGUCAAUGGAGUAUAUUCAAAGCUUGGGUUCGUCACCAGUGGGGUACCUCAGGGAUCUUUUUAUUAGUGAUAUUGCAGACGGUCUUGAUGGUAAGGUAUGUCUUUUUGCUGAUGAUACUAAGGUAUGUAACAGGGUUAAUGUUCCAGGAGGGAUUAGUCAAAUGGCAAAUGAUUUAGGUAAACUAGAAAAAUGGUCAGAGUUGUGGCAACUGACAUUUAAUGUGGAUAAGUGCAAGAUAAUGCAUCUUGGACGUAAAAACCCAAGGGCAGAGUACAGAAUAUUUGAUAGAGUCCUAACCUCAACAUCUGAGGAAAGGGAUUUAGGGGUGAUUAUUUCUGAUGACUUAAAGGUAUGCAGACAAUGUAAUAGAGCAGCAGGAAAUGCUAGCAGAAUGCUUGGCUGUAUAGGGAGAGGUAUUAGCAUUAGAAAGAGGGAAGUGCCUAUCCCAUUGUACAGAACACUGGUGAGACCUCACUUGGAGUAUUGUACACAGUACUGGAGACCGUAUCUUCAGAAGGAUAUUGAUACCUUAGAGAGGGUUCAGAGAAGGGCUACUAAACUGGUUCAUGGAUUGCGGGAUAAAACUUACCAGGAAAGGUUAAAGGAUCUUAACAUGUAUAGCUUGGAGGAAAGACGAGACAGGGGGGAUAUGAUAGAAACAUUUAAAUAUAUAAAGGGAAUCAACACAGUAAAGGAGGAGACUAUAUUUAAAAGAAGAAAAACUACCACAACAAGAGGACAUAGUCUUAAAUUAGAGGGACAAAGGUUUAAAAAUAAUAUCAGGAAGUAUUACUUUACUGAGAGGGUAGUGGAUGCAUGGAAUAGCCUUCCAGCUGAAGUGGUAGAUGUUAACACAGUAAAGGAGUUUAAGCAUGUGUGGGAUAGGCAUAAGGCUAUCCUAAUUUUAAGAUAAGGCUAAGGAAUAAUGAAAGUAUUUAGAAAAUUGGGCGGACUAGAUGGGCCGACUGGUUCUUAUCUGCCGUCACAUUCUAUAUAGUUGUAACAUGCUGCACAGAUUCUUAAAAAAAUAUAGCAUACUGUUUUAGAUAAUGUUUUCUGCAACUAUAUAAUUCAUAGAUGUCUAAAUUUUUUUUAAAAAAUGUUUAAUUAUCAAAGUUAACAUUUAUAUAUAAUCUUUUCAUGGAGUGUCAUUCUUUAAAUCUGAUCAACAAAAUAUUCAUGUUAGAAUGACUUGCAUUUGUAGCUCUUGGUUCAUAAAAGACAAUCACAGUUUGUGGUCCCUGGAUAAUAGCAAAAUGGCCACUAUAGUUCCCCUUGGUGUGCACCUAAAGAACUUUUUUAGAAUGGGUUGACAACUUACCUGGGUUAGCUGGGCACCUAUGCUGCAUCUGGUCAACACCUGCAGAACAUGUUCAUUGAACGAUACAGGACCUUGCACAUUGAUGAGAUGUUUUAGCUGGCAUUUUAAGCCAAUAAGUGUGGCCUACUUCGCUCAGGGGAGCAAACUUUAUUCUCCUACAAGGAGAAUAUGGAAGCUGGCUCUGUAGCUACGGGGACCCGGAAGGACCCUGGUAAAUGUUUCGACUGUCCUAAAAUGGUUUGACAGAUUACUCAGGGUGGGUACAAAGACACUGCCUGCUGUUGUAGAUGCUUGGAGUGUCCCUUUAAUGUAUUUUCUUGAAAAUUUUUAUGACGGUUCCUCUCUCUAAUUAUUGUGUAUGUAUCCUUUUAAAAUGUAAAAAAUGAUUAUAAUGAUAUAUAGAGAUUGGAAGAUUAAUCCUGGUCAUGCUGGGUAAAAAAAAGUCUGCUUAUUUGGUUGGCAUUUUGUACAUGUGUAAAGAGAUAAUAUACAGUUCUUUUACUCUAUCUCGGUGUUACAUCAAACCUAGCUAGGUACGAGAUAUAUAUUUUCGAUAAAAAGUGUGAAGAAAGAUAAUUAUAUUUAUUUAUUUUUUAAGCUGUUUUUUUUCUUUUCUUAAUAUUUUGUAAAUUUCAAAGUAGGUGUUUAAUUAUAAUGAGAAGCAAAUUAUUAAUGCCAUGGUUUAUACAAAAAAACUAAAAUACCCGGUUUGUGUGACACGAUCAUGGUGGCAUGUAGAAUAAUAAAGAUGCAUACAUAGCAAAAUCAAACGGCAGAUAUCCUGCUCACAUUUCUGUAGUUUAUCAGUUUUUUUCCCCCUUCCAAAAAUGGUCCUUUUAACUAAUCAUGUGUUUGUAAUCAAACAAAAAUGUUAAAAUGUGCAUUGCCUAUCUGCAUUUUCCUUUAUGACUUUUUGAGUUUGUUAUGGUAACCGCAUAUUUGCAGAUCUGUGCUGUGUACAGGGAUUAAAAAAUAAAUAAAAUAUAUAUAUUUUUUUUUAUUCUCUAUAUUUGUGUACUCUGUUUACGCUUUUCCUCACCUCUGUUAAAAGUAACAUCCUGAUUUGUGUACUGUCCCGAGCCACAAAAUACUAAUCUGGAAUUUUUUGUUCCUUUUUUGUUUAUAUUUAGCUGGCCGAUGGAGGAGUCUCUUUUCCACUCCUGUUUCCAUGUCUUUUCCAUAUAGUCCUGUUGCGAGACUCACUCCGUAUUGCAAUGGCUUAAAUUCUCCCAGCAUCCUUAAAAACCCAACUAAAGCAAUACUAACACCUGAGAAGACAGGUAAUGCUUCCAACUUCUUUUAUGUACACUUUUCCAUCAUAUAUAUUUUACCGUAUACGGUGAACUAGGGGAGAGGGGGGAAACAACAAAAACAUUUCCCCCCCUUACAUCUCAUUUUUUAAAUCACAUCACAUUUCGGGAUCAUUGGUCCAUUUUGGUUUAGCCUAAUAUGGGUUCCAAGUUUCACUGCAUUACAAUCCGUUUAUGGUGCCAAUUUGUAUCCUGAUCAUAUUAAUUAUGUAACUCCAUAAAUUGUCAUUUAAUGCUUUAUUUAAUGUUUUAGUUAACAUAUAAUGCAAGUGUUACCAUUAUAAUUAUAGGUCCAUUUUCAGAAAUGCUUCCAGGUUCCACUGCUGGGACACAGGUUGGAUUGCCUUGGAAGUUAAAAUAUUCCCACACAUAGACUGCUGGGAAAUUGUAGGCCUCAUACCCACGCUAGAACACCCAACAUACCUGGGUGUGUUUGAAGGUAUUGGCUGUGGUGUCAAGAAUCCUCUUCUAUGUAACUGUAUGGGUCAAAUUAAGGACUAACCCACGCUAUUACAUCAAUUUGUAGUAUCCUGUGUACUAUCUUAAAUAUAAUUUUUAGUCUUUUUAUGUACUUGUACUGACUGCACACUUAUAUAAAGAGAUCAGAAAAUACAUGUAAAACCAGCAUUCAUCUGCUGUGUAACCUGAGUGGGGAAAAUACAUAUGAAUUUAAAGAGAGCUUUUUUUAUUUUACAUUUUACAUUUUACAUUUUUUUUAAAAGAAUACAUGUUAAGUGUUGGAGAGAAUGAAUGUUGCUAUCUGUUCUUGAGAUGACAUACAGUUGUGCUCAAAAGUUUACCUUUCUUGGAGAAUUGGUAAUAAAUGUACAAUUUUUAAAGAAAACGUGAGUGAGCAGGCAAAACACAUUUCUUUUAUUGCUUAUCUUCAACUGUAGGUUAUAACAGAAUGGCACAAUCAUAAAACAAAACAUGUCAACAAAGAAAAAAACGGAAAUUACCCCUGUUCAAAAGUCUGCAUAACCUUAGUUCUUAAUACUGUGUAUUACCCCCUUUAGCAUCAUAUAUAUAGCUGCCCAUUCGUCUUGGCAAAAUGCCUUCAGGUCAUGCAAAGUCUUUGGUCGUCUUGCAUGAACCGUACGUUUGAGAUAUCUCCAGAGUGGAUCAAUGAUAUUAAGGUUAGGACACAGUGAUGGUCACUCCAACACCUUCACCUUUUUCUGCUGUAGCUAGUGACUGGUGGGUCAACUUGUCCUUGUGCUUAGGGUGAUUGUCAUGCUGGAAUGUCAAAGAGCAGCCCCUGUGCAGAAGAAUGCAAAUUGUCUGCCAGUAUUUUCUUAUUACAUGCUGCAUUCAUCUUGCCAUCAGUUUUCACAAGUUUCCCCUUGCCUUUAGGACUCACCCUCACCACCCCCCAAAACAUCUGAGAGUCACCACCAUGCUUCACAGUGGGGAUGGUAUUCUUUUCACUAUAGGCCUUGUUGACUCCUCUCCAAACAUAGCGCUUAUGGUUGUGACCAUAAAGCUCUAUUUUGGUCUCGUCACUCCAAAUUAUAAUGUUCUAGUAGCUGUGAGGCGUGUCAAGGUGCUGUUGGGCAUAUUGUAACCAGACUUUUUGUGGCAUUGGCACAGUAAAGGCUUCUUUAUGGCAACUUAAAUAAUGCAGCUCAUUUUUGUUCAAGUAUCGUCAUAUUUUGCUCCUUAACCCCCUAAGGACCAAACUUCUGGAAUAAAAGGGAAUCAUGACAUGUCAUGUGCCCUUAUGGGGUUAAAACAACCACAUUGUCUUUUUCCAGAGCAGCCUAUUUUUCUUCUGAGGUUACCUGUGGGUUUUUCUUUUUAUCCCAAACAAUUAUUCUGCAGUUGUGGCUGAAAUCUUUCUUGGUUUACAUGACCUUGGCUUGGUAUCAAGAGAUCCUUGAAUUUUCCACUACUAUAAGUGAUUGAACAGUACUUUCAUUUUCAAGGCUUUGGAUAUCUUUUUAUAUCCUUUUCCAUCUUUAUAAAGUUCCAUUACCUUGUUACACAGAUCUUUUGGUAGUUCUUUUCUGCUCCCCAUGGUUCAGUAUCUAGCCUGCUAAGUGCAUCCAUGUGAGAGCUAACAAACUCAUUGACUAGUUAUAGACACACAAAUUGCAAUUUAAAAAGCCACAGGUGUGGGAAAUUAACCUUUGAUUGCAAUUUUAACCUAUGUGUGUCACUUUGUGUGUCUGUAACAAGGCCAAACAUUCAAGGGUAUGUAAACUUUUGAUCAGGGCUAGUUGGGUGAUUUCUGUUAUCAUUAUGAUUUAAAAAGGAGCCAAACAACUAUGUUAUAAUAAAUGGCUUAAUAUGAUUAUUAUUCUAUAAUAAAAUAAAUAUUUUUGCAUGAUCAUUCAUGUUUUCAAAAUCAAUGCCAAAAUCUCACAAUUUCUGCUGGUUAUGCAAACUUUUGAGCACAACUGUAUAGUUAUAUGUGUAUACCUCAACUUUUUUAAUCGGUGGCUGUUAUGAGAUAUUUUAAGCUACUUACUAAUAAGCAGAAUAAAUGUAUUUUACUAGCACAGACUGAUUUCUAAACAAAUUGUUGUAGUUCAAAUACCUAUUACUGAGGGUUUUAUUGCUGUGGUGCUUUGUUAUACACUCACACACCAACAAUUUUGAGCUCAUCGAAAAGAGGGGUAUUACAAUAGAAAAGAGGAACAGAAGGAUAUGGGCACAAAAUAGAAAGUACCUCCUAAAUGGGGGCACUUGGGUGGAAUGCAUCUGAAUAGUGUACCUCCUAAAUGGGGACACUUGGGUGGAAUGCAUCUGAAUAGUGUACCUCCUAAAUGGGGACACUUUUUUUUAUUUUUUUAUUACUUGGCUGAACUUUGCUUUUGCUUUUCCUGUGUUAGGUUCCCAGACGGUGUAUGUUAAUACAUUUGUUUGUAGUGCUACUUUUAAUGUAUUAAACUUCUGUUUUGUGAUUUUUCUUUUUUAUUUUCUUGAGACGAGUUAAUCCUAGUUAAUGAUCUCUAGAGAGAACAUCAACCUGCUGAAGUUGACCUUUUUAUUCAGUAAUGUAGCCAUUACCAUUUGUAUGUUUCUCGAAAUGCACCAUUUUACGGUCUGUAUUCCACAAGUAUGCAUCAUGCAGCAUUUAGUGCUUAGUAAUUAACACAUCUUAAGAAGUAUCAAUAUUUUAAUUGGGUCUACUGAGUUCUGAAAACCAUUACAUCGCAGCUGAACUACUUGUCUUUAUGUGAUCAUAUCUGAAUAAUGAGUCUCGUUCAUUAGUAGUAAUGAUUGGGAUUGAUGUAGAAAAUGUAUCUUACAAAAUAUCUAUUUUCAUCUGCUCCCUAUAUAUUAGUCUCACUCUUAGCACCCGCAGGAUGUGGUGUGAUAUCUGUCCUUACACCCCAUGUGACUGUAUUUACACUAUGUCAGUGAUUGGAGCACAGAAACACCGCUUGCUCCCCUGCUAGACACUAGGGAAGCAGCCACCCUUUACCACCACCAUUAUACGUAAAUGGUCAAUAACCUCUGGGUUUACACUGACUUCACUUGUGUUCUUAAACCCUUUAAAGUGUCAGACAGUCAGUGUAAACCUGGCGGUUAGUCACUUACACUGUGGUCACAACAGAAGUUAUGAAAGGAAAAAGUAAAGUAAAAACUGUCUAAUCUACAAUCUACAAUCACUAAAUUAUAAAGUCAACUAAAUGUCCUGGGAUGAACUUGUCUCUGGCACAUCUCCAGCCACAACCCCUAAAGCGGAAAGUGUCUCUCUCAGCCAUUUCAAAUGUUGGAAAGUAUGCUAACCUGGAAUUGCAAUUAAAGUAACACAGUAGGCACUGUAACUGCUUAAUCUCACUGAAGUGGUUACAGUGUCUGGAAUCCCCUAGUACCAUCAUUUAAGCUUUCAAUGUUAUAUGAGAGUUCCCAGUAGCUCAUCCCCCUGUGCAGCUCAGACUAGAGAGGAAGAAUUGUGUUGCUGUGAUUGGCUGAGAGUGUAAGCUGACCACUUCUAUCUGUACCUGGUAAAAUACAUGUUCUCCCAUGUUUGUGUUAAAGAGUUACUCCAACCCUUUUGAGGAGGGGGGCCUUACUGGUGUAAAAUGCCAUAUUGGGCACUGUGGAGAAGAUCCCCCAUCUGUUUGUGGUACUACCCGCAAAUAAAAUGAUUUUACUUACCUGAAAUCCAGCACCGGGCCAGGCUCCCAGUGCAGACCUUCUGCGCACCUUCUCAGGUCACUGGGGCCUUGCACAGUCCAAUUACACACACACAGAAUUUUUUUUAAAUUUUUUUUUUAAAUACUGACGACAACUGUGGGAGGGAGAGGAAAGCAAGGGGAAUAUUUUUAUGUCUGUCAGCAGUGUGCAGUGCCACUUGUGCCGAGGUUCAAGCUGAAACAGUGCAUAUACAUACUGUUACCUCCAUGACCACUUCAAAUCACUGAAGUGGUCAAGGUGGUUCGAGUAACACUUUGAGAAUAAGAAAUGGUUUUACUUGCCUACCAGUGCCGACACACUAUCUGCUGCCGACUUCUUCACUUCCCUUAGGAGGCAUGGCCCAAUCCAAUGAUCCUGCUAGAAGACCUGAUGCGCAUGUACGGGAGUGCUGCAUGCGCAUCUAAGCUUCCCCUUGGGAAAGCGGUCAUAGCUACGCAAGCUCCUGUAGUGGCUGUAUGUGUAGCAGCCAGUAGAGGACAAUUUAAACCCUGCAAUGUAAACACUGCGGUUUCGGGGAAAAAAAAGACAACUGCAAUGUGUUACAUUUGCAGGGUUGCAACUAAAGGACCACUGCACCCAGGCACUUAAUUGAGAUGAAAUGGCCUAGGCUACUUCAGUUUUCCUUUGAGAUUUAUACAUUUUAAAAGAAUCUGCAUACUUGCCACAGGUGGCCGCCUCUCUCUUUAUGUUGCUUUACAUGCAGUCAUUAUGGCUAUUUGCUCAUAGCCCUGUUAAGCAUUACAUUCAGUUGGGUUUGAUACAGCAUUGAUACUGUAAAAGGAAACUUUCACAUAACCUCAACAAUGGUAUUCAUUCAGAGCAGACAUGCUCAACCCUUACAAUACAGAAACUGUAUUCUAAAGGAGUCUGUAUAAACAGAUAUUGCUUUACAAAUCAAUAAAACAACUGUUUGAAAAGUAAAUUGUUAUUGCAUUCCUUUACUUUGGCAAACCGCAUCAGACAUAGAGCAUCAGGGAAGGAACUUGGGCUUCUUUGUGUGUUCCAAUUAAUGUUUUUCUUGUUUUGUAGUGCGAACACCUGCUGAUUACUAAAACCUAUUUUAUGAUAAAAUGUGCAUUGUUUUUACUCCCAACUAUUUUAAUGUAACCAGCAUGGUCGCCAAUUAUAUGAUAAUAUUAUGAUAAUUUGACAUCUGUGUCCUGGUAAUAGUAACCGUCUGUAAAAUGUUCCUCUUAAUUGGCCUUGAAAAAUGGCCAGCAGGAGUUGUAUGUGUGUUCAAGGUUCCAUCAAUUUCCCCAGUAUGGUAGGAUAUAUAUUUACAUUGUUUUGUUUAUGUUUACAGCUAUACUUUUUUUUUUUUUUUUCUAGGUUACCACUCUAAGGGUUCUGCUUUGAGCCCACAGUCUUCAGUAGACAGUGAACUGAGUACCUCUGAGCUGGAGGAUGAUUCAAUCGCCAUGGGAUAUAAGCUGCAAGACCUCACUGAUGUUCAGAUUAUGGCUCGGUUACAGGAAGAAAGUAAGGGUUAUAUUGUCUACUACCUCUCUCACUAUGGUCAGAAGAUUUUUUAUGUAAAACUGGUAUACCCACAUCCAGUGGAUCAUAUGAUUAGAAAUGGGCAUAUAAGACUAGAGUAAUGUUGCAAAAACUCUAUCUAUCUAUCUAUCUAUCUAUUUUUUAGAUAUAUCCUUUUUUUUUUUUUUUAUUGACUUUUAAGUAAUCCUCAUUUAUGAACUGGCUUCCACUCAUUAGAUAAAAUUACAGAAGAUCUAAAAAUAAGCAGUUAGUACAGAAAGACAUAUACGAGAAGUUUAUUUUCUAGGUUUUGAUUAGAUUUAUUUACCUGUGGGUAAAUUAAAUACAUUUUAGUGAAAACGGAGUAUGUUUCAUAAUGUGAUGUAUUUAUUAUUUUAGGCCUAAGGCAAGACUUUGCAUCUACCUCCACUUGCAGUUCUGUGUCAAGACAUCGCUCCAGCUUUUCACUAUUCUCUGGGAAGAAAGUAUCAUGUAUUAGUGAUCAAGACUCCGACCGCUACAGUGUUGAAGAUGAUGAUGAAGACUUUGAUAAUUUACCACCACCUCAGCCCCGACUCAGUCGUUGUUCCCCUCUACAGAGAGGAAUUCCUCAUUCACAGACUUUCUCUAGUAUUCGGGACUGUAGAAAGAGUCCUAGCUCUCUCUAUCUCAACUCAAAUGGUUAUCAGCAAUACAGUUAUACGUCACCAACCCAAACACCAGAGCAACCGCAGAACAGGAUAUAUGGAGGUAAGACAGUAAGAUCAAGGCUUCUGAAAACCAUUUCAACGGAAAUAUAUGCCUUACCUGUGAAUUCACAGUUUUGUGUUCUGUAUAGGUGUAGUAUGUGCAUAAUUUAUGGCAUCACUUAUGAAAAACUGCAAUCAUACUUGGACUGAUUCAGGGCAAGACAUUGAGCAUCAAGCUCUUCUUUUUUUGUUUGAUAAACCCAACAUUCGGCUGAUCAAAUCCAACGUUCAUUCCCUGCUAUUCAUGCAGGACCAAGACCAUUUUCUGCAGUAUCACCUAAUUCAGACCUGUUUUGGUGCUAUGUCUUCAUAUUCAGCCUCUUAAUGAAUAAUAUAAGUUUUGGAUUAACAUUUGGCACACUGCAAAGACUAACCUUAGCCUCUACCAGCAGAGUACAAUAGGUUCAGAUUGAAAAUUGUAAGAGACCAAUAUCCAAUUUGUUUCUUCCAUCAAGGACGAACUUGCUGGAAGAGGUCUAUUAUUAUAAUCACUCAGUACAAUGACGAAGCCUCCCCAGUAACUACAAUUGCGGUUAUAAAAGCCACAUAUCACGAUAUACACGCAACAAGUCUCUGUCAAUAACGAUAAAAUCCAAUUGAGUGCGUUUAGUAACCUGUGCUGCAAGAGACCUGUAUCCACUAGUCUCUGCCAGCAUUAGUAAUAGCUUCUGCCAAACCUAUUGCAUUUCCAGUAAGCUCUAUCCAUUUUCUAUUAUAAUAAUAAACAUUUAGGUCUAAUCUUUUAUUUACACCUUUGACCCAGUAACAAUAAUCUGGGUUUAAGAGACAGUUAUCAAGAUAUUCAUUCACAAGUCUCUGUCAGCAACAGCGAAGAUCAAAUUGGGUGUGACAAGUAACCUGUGCUGCAACAGACAUUUAUUCAUGUGUCUUUUCUACCAAUAACAAUAGUUUCUGUGAAACUGACUACACUACAUCAUCAGUAAGCUAGAAAUUUGAAACAUUAUUUCUCUGCUAGCAAUAGCAAUUUUUUACCUUAGGAGCCAGAUUGCAACAUAAUAGCUAUAGCCAAUACAGUAUACUUAAUACAGUAUAUAUUUUCUUGUGCACUCCCCAAGGUAUCCUUACUUGAGGGAUAGGACCUAUACAAACAAUCUUAUUGGAAUAACGCAAUUACAUUGCUGUAAGACCAUAAAGCACCUUAUUUUGCAAGGUAUCUCUAGCUAAGGGAAUGUAUAUAACGAGUAGAGGAGAGGAAGAGUCUGCGCUAACUCAAUUGAGCAGCAACCCUAAAAGGGAAUCCCUCACGAAACCCUUUGUGAAACAAGGAGGUACAAAACAAGGGAUGAAGGGCUGCGCUUUAACUAAAAUGAGUAAAAGGGAUAAAAACAAUUAAAGUUCAUCCGAAUAAAUAAAAAAUAUAUAAAUUAAAACAGUCUCACUGGUGUGCAGUAAUGUAAUAUAAGUCCUCAAGUGUCGCUCCGUCCUUAUGAUAGGUAGUCCAUAUAUGUGAAGACAAAAAUAAGAGAACAAGGCUUCCAAUGGUGAAAUAUUGUAUGUCCAAAAUGUGGUAUAUAUUCAAAGGAAAGGUGUUUAACUCACAUUUGUUGGAGCUCUAACCAGCUCUAGGAGAAGAGGCACUUAGUGGUUUAAUCCCCACUAUCGGAUAUACUUAAACGGUUGGUCCGUUCGUCCGGCUUGAGGUUUCUUUGGUGUAGGCUAGGACCUACUCAGAUGUGCGUAUUCGUUAUGCUGGGGAGAUAGGUCCGCCUUUCUGGUGUUGAAUAGUAGAUGUCCACAAGAUAUAUAAAACAGCAGAUAGUGUUCUCAGUGUGAACAACACAGUAAUAUGUUAAAAUAAGUUAUACUUACAAAAAUAGAGCAGACAAGUACUGCUCUAUUGCCACAGCGCUGGUGGAAUUAUCCCCACCUCAGGAUUUCUUUGGACGGGAUAUACUUCGGUAGUAAAAAAUAGAAUAGUAAAAGUAUAAUAUAAAAUAAAAUAAAAAUAAUUGUAAAAAUAAUAUAAAAAUGCCAGGAGUAAAAAUAAAUAAAAAGUGUGUAAAGUACAAUAAAAAUAAGUAUAAAGUUGGUCUUAUAAUGAAGGGUAACCAAAAAUAACUUUUAUUGACUAAAAUACACUUAUUACAACCAUUUACGCGUUUCACCUUUAAGGUUUUUUCAAAAUGGUAAAAAAAUGUAUAUAAACACACUUAUUAUUUUUCACAGUUAUCCACUUUUUAUUUAGAACUAAUAAAAGUUAAAUCUUAAUUCGUUAUCUACACAUUAGGUCUGGGCAAAUCCUCCUCUUGCGUAUAUGAGGAAGCACAUUUGUUUUGUAGGGAGUUCUCUCUUUUUAAAAUUUUUAUAUCUAGGAUGCGAGUCCAAUAAUUUAGUGGGGUUUUUUUUGUGUUUAGUUUUGAGUGUCUCUGUUUUGCUCAGCCCAAAUGCAGUGGUUCCAAUGAACUCUGGGAAACAAUCUUUUUUUGGGGUGAAUGAUAGGGUGAAAUGGUUAAUAAUAAUUGUAUGUCCAAUGUUAAGUUAUAUGAAUUUAAAUGAUUAUCCUCAAAGGCUUAUAUAAUUAUAUUCAACCAUUAAGAGUUUUAAAAUAUACUUUAGUGUUCUUUUCUCUUUUUCUUUAAAAGCUAGGCUAAAGCACCUGUACAGACAUUGUGGCUAAAACUAAAAGUUCAUUCUAAUUAGUUUAUUUUUCUGUCUGCAGUUUAUAACUGUAAUGAUGUACAAAAACAAGAAAGUCCUUUGGAAUGAUCUCAUGCCCCAAGGAGUGUCCUAGUCAUAAGAAAAAUCUAUUUACUAUAAAUGCAUAUUAACCGCAACAAAAAAUAACUUUUGUUGUUGCUUGAAAGGAAAAUGCAUAGGUUUUGCAGCCAUCAUUGGCAAUGACUGGUUUAGAGAUUCCUGGCCAGUAGAGACCCUUGGUUUGCUCUCAUUCAACACUACAUCUGCCCUAUUUGAAAUCUAUCUGAUAGUGGCCUCCAGAGUAUGGGGGCACCUAUGGCAGGGGCAAGCAAUAAAAUGCUUCUCCGAUAACAAAUCCGCCUGUGAAAUCAUAAAUAAGGGCAGAUCUUCACUCACAAUCAUGAAACUUAUCAGAAGGCCAACAUGGUUAGCAGCUACGCUGCAAUUCUCCAUCACCUGCAUACACAUCCCAGGAAGCACCAAUACAGCCGCUGACUCAUUAUCUCGAUCUAAUUUAUAGGUCUUCUUCAGGACCUAUCACACAGCCAACACCAGACCGGUCAGCACCCCCUCAUUCCAAGACCUCAUACUGUACUAGAAACACUGCUGUCACACAGCAGAUAUCUAGCCGGUGCAGCUCUCUCUACUAACACAUCCCGUGCAUACAAUCGAGCAUUUAUCCUAUAUACCAAAUUCACGACAGACUAUCAGAUAAGCGACACUCAUUCACUGGAUUCUAUUAUUGCAUUCAUCUCCUUUUGCCACCUUAACCUAAGAUUAUCAUUAAACACAAUAAAACUAUAUCUCACAGGUAUUCAACACCACACCAUUAGUGCCUAUCCUAGCAUUAACCACUUUAUGUCUUCUUAUCCUCUUCAGGCUUCCUAUAGACGGUCCCAAAUUUCUUGCACUCUCUGACAUCUUGGACUCCAAACCAUUCGAAACCAACACUAAUCUUGUUAUUAAAAUGGCAGCUUAUCUAGCCUUCUAUGGUUUCCUAUGACCAAAUGACUUUGCCAAUAGUAUCGAGUGUAAUCACCAGCACCUUAAAAUUCCGAACCUCCAAAAAAAUACAGACCACUUCGUACGCACCAUGGAUCACACCAAAACAAAUCAGCUAGGUCCACCUACCAAAGUCUGCUAUUAUCCCAUCAGUAAUCAAUGGUGCCCCUUCACAUUAUUUGACACUUAUCUUUCUACCCUGGCGGGUCUCAGUCCUAAUACGCCACUACUUUCAUUACAUGGUAACCCCUUGACCACAACAAAGUUCAUACACUACAUCAGAACUUUGUUCAUCAGACUCGGUAUUGACCCUUCAGGUUAUUCUGGACACUCAUUUAGAACUGGAGCCGCUUCUGUCCAGGCUCAUAUAAUUUAAAGGCUAGGGUGGUGAAAAUCUGCUGCAUACGCCACUUAUAUCCCACAAGCAGAACAAGAAUUAAGAUAGGCAUUAAAAGGUCUAGCAAUGUAACUCAUGUUUAAUAAAGUUAUUUGUUUACAUCAACCGUUUUGCCCUCUUUUAUUUCAGGCCUACCCCUAUACGUCGGUUCCGGCACACAACAACCGACUGUUAUUUUCUUAUGUAGUUAUCUUGCUAUUACGGCUUAUGUCCCCGACUACAAAUAGAUAGGCGUAGCCUGUAAUUGUGGGAGGGGUUACCCGGCUAUAUAAGAUCAGGCCCCCUCCUAAUCAGAACCAGUAUCGCUGGGUUCAUCCCUCCCACCUCUCCCCUUUAUCACUAUUCAUGGGUAGACCCUCUCUUAUUUCAGGCCUACUACAUACGUUGGUUCCGGCACACUACAACCGACUGUUAUUUAUGUAGUUAUCUUGCUAUUACGGCUUAUGUCUCUGACUACAAUUAAUAUUUAGUGCGCAUUGGUGUGCAUGUUUUGUAUUGUGUGCUAGGCAAAAGCUGCUAUAAUUGAAUAACCAUAAUUCAAGAGCCUUUUUUUGGGAGGUUGGGGAUUACUCUGCAUGCGUCAUUAAGGCUGUCAUUGUCAAAUUCUCUUGUUUUUGCUUCCUAGAUAAGCUCCGGAGAAGCAUGCCUAAUUUGGCUCGAAUGUCAAGCACACCUUCUAGCACUGUGGUUUCUUCUCCAGUUACUGUACGCAACAGCCAAAGUUUUGAUUCUAACCUGCAUGGUGCUGCAAAUGGCAUUCCGAAACUGCAGUCAAGCAGUAAGUUUGUCAGUUAUUAAUAUUUUACAAAUAGACUCUUAAUACCCCUCUUGGACCAAAAUACACUUACACCGUGUAGUAAUGGAAACAAAUAAAAUAAAAAUACAUUAAGUAACAUUUAUGUUGUAAAUGGAAACCAUUUCAAAGAACAAAAAAAAUAAAAAUAAAAAAUCACAAAAAUUUAGGAGAUGACUAUAAUGUUAGGAAUACAAAACUGUAUUCCUAACAUAAUAGUGUCCCUCUGCCCUGCCGGACUCUCACGGCCCCCUGCAAUUAAAGGCUUCAAAAACCUUUAAACACUGACACAAUUCCAGUGCUAAAGACCCUCUGCACUGGCUCUGUCUCUGCCUCUUCUGAUGUCGACCACAAAUGGGAACCUAAUGCGCAUGCAUGGCAGGUACUGUAUCCAGCUUUGUUUCAUGGAGCUAAUGUCCAUGUAAAUGUAGGAAUCCACUAGAGGUAGUCUUAACCCUCAAAUGUAAACAUUGCAAUUUCUCUGAAACUGCAAUGUUGUAAAUUGCAGGAUUGAAGGGACCAGGACACUGCACCCAGACCACUUCAAUGAGAUGGAGUGGUCUGGAUGUCUAUAAUGUGCCUUUAAAUGGAAAGAAAUUAUAGCCAUUUAUAUGAAGACUUUUUAAAGUGAAUUGGCAUCAUGCAGGCAAGCAAUACCUCUUGGUAAAUCUUUAAUGUAUUAUUUUUAUUCAUAAAGCUCUUAAACAUUAAUUGCACUGUACAUAUAAGUAAGUGAUUACAAAUUCACACAAUUGGAUUCUAGGACAAUUUGAGCCUUGCUCUCACCACUUCUUGACUCAAAGGAAGGUUGAGUAUAAAUGGCCAUAUGAUGUUGAGUAUAUGAUGUUGAGUAAGGUUAAGAAACACAUUUACUUUUACACAAUGAAUCCUAAUGGCAAAGAGAUUGCUGUGGUCCGGUGUCCACGUUAUACAGGAUUUAUAUAAAACUAUAUGAUAAUAUUAUCUGUAGAGUUAAGAAGAUAAAAAUCGGAUUAAGACAGAAAGUGGAAGGUGAGAAAAAAGAAGAUUUCUGCAGGAAUUCCUCAUUGUUAAAUUGAUUUGCUUCCAUAAGUAAGUGGGUUUUAUUUAUUAUAGGUCUGAAUCGUGGGAGGUCCCAUUAGGGUACUACUAGUUCAUUAACGCUCUCUAUAAAGUUCUACAUUUUCAUCACAUCAGUGUGAGCAGAGUAGAAAUAUAUUUUUGCAGAUAUCUUGGUUAUAUAAAAUACACCUUGUUGAUUUAGAAGAAUUUCGUAAUAAUAUAAGUUUAGAUUUAAUUGGUUAUGGCUGCCUUGGAGGUUUUUGUUGACUUUGAAUACUGAGAAACAAAAUGGAUGUGAAAGCUAAAAUGGCUGCAACAGUUCAUAGCAUACAAUAAGCCUGUGGUUUUACUAUCCACGCAAGUUUAAAGGACCACUAUAGUGCCAGGAAAACAAACUCGCCCCACCCUCAGGGUCCCACUCCCGCCGGGCUGAAGGGGGUUAAAUCCUUACUGUUCUCCAGUGCCGGGCUCCCUCGGUGCUGAGGACUCUCCUCCUCCUUCGGUCGUCAUCGGCUGAACACGCAUACGCGGCAAGAGCCGCGCGUGCAUUCAGCCAGUCUCAUAGGAAAGCAUUCUCAAUGCUUUUCCUAUGGACGCUGGCGUCUUCUCACUGUGAAAAUCCCAGUGAGAAGCGCGGAAGCGCCUCUAGCGGCUGUCAAUGACACAGCCACUAGAGGCUGGAUUAACCCAAAUGUAAACAUAGAGCUAUGUUUACAGCAGGCAGGGUUAAUUCUAGGUAGACCUGGCACCCAGACCACUUCAUUAAGCUGGAGUGGUCUGGGUGCCUAUAGUGGUCCUUUAAUUUAAAACCUCUUGAAUCUUGCAGAUUUCAAUAGAAAUUGUCACAUUUUAUAAGUUAACCAUGUUCCUUUCUUCUGGCGGUUAAUAAGAUAUCCAUUCCUGUUACUUCCUGAUUGCUAAGCUCAAUGUAGGUAAACUAAAGAGGCAACAAUUGUUCUGAGCACCUGUGUUGCAAAGACUUUUGUAGGAAAGGGGGGGUUGUUAAAGCUGCUUACAGGAGAUCUGCAGCUUUUGCAUGCUGUUUUUAGCUAUACACCAUUGAAAGCAUGCAUUAAUUUAAUUGUAUUUUCUUUCAUUGUGGGUAUAUCUAUUAGGUAUCGUUGUUUUUGUUUGAAUUUGGACAGUGGAAUGCCACUUUGGUUUUGUUUUUUUUAACACUAGUGUCACGUACUUAAACAAAUGUGCAAACAUGAUGUAUUUUGGAUAAAGAAUUCUAGUAUAUAUUUUAAAAUAAAUUGACAUCAAGUUGUGUGUCCUGCUCAAACAAGCUUUCAAUCUAAAGAUUACAGGUAGGCGGAUAUAUAUUGUCUUGCCCAGGGACACUUUCUAGUGAGCUGGUCUAACCACGAUAGUGCAUCCCAUCAGUAUUUGGACAGUGACACAAGCCGGAUUAUGUAGUAAAGAGUGAAUUGCCUGGAAUUUAAAGUAAAUUAACAAGGUUAAUUUAUAAAAAUGCCAAUUUUCAUACUUUUUGAAAAAGUGAACAAACACUCUUCACACACAAAGCAUGUCAGCAAGAUUUUUAAAUAUAUAUAUAUAUAUAUAUAUAUAUAUUUUAUGUAGUACAACUUGCUGACCUCUAGAGGGUGCUAAUGUGUAUAUAAAUAACUUUAGUUGUAAAAACAUAACAUUUGUAUCUUGUAAUAACUUUUUUAUUGGACUAACAGAAUUUUUUAAUGACAAGAUUUCAGGAGAACCUCCCUUUCUCAAGAAUUCUAUGGGUCUUUAAUUUUAACAAGGAAGAUUAAAAUGCUAACUGCAAUACACACUGGUAAAAUAGGUGAUUUUAAGCAGCCUUGUACAAUUUAAAACUGUUUUUUUUUUUUUUUGUGUGCGCUGUCCCUAAACUGUAUAUACUUUGGUCUUUACGGCAGUACCACUUCUUGUUUUGUCGUUUGUAUGCAUUUUUCUUUUUAUAUUGUCAUUUCCAUUGCUGUGUCUCUAUCUUUUAGUACCUUCACCUGGUCAACUUCAGCAAAGAGUACACAGUGUGGGUAACUUUCCAAUGUCUGCAAGGCCACCUCUGAAAGCAACAGCAUAUGUCAGUCCAACUGUGCAAGGAAGCAGUGGUAUUCCUAUGUCAACCAGUUUACAGUGCUUAUCAAGCUCUGGCAUCCCAAUGCCAAACAAGAGUCCAAAUACAGUGACUAUAGGUCGUAGUGCUCUUCCGAGACCAGCAUCAUUCUCCAGCAGCAAUGGGAGUAGUAUACCACGCAGCAAGAUCGCACAGUCGCCACGAAGGUAAUCCAUACUUCAUAGUUUAUACACUUUUUUUUUAAUUCUUUAUUUUUGGUGCAGUAAGUUUUACAAAUAGGCUUGUGGUGCCACGACAGCAGGCAAAAGCACAGCAAUGUUGACAUGGUCGUGGUAAUAUUCAGUUGCACAAUUGUUUUUAAAGACCGGAUGUAUACAUAUGUUUGUUACAAAAGGAACGUGUACUUCGGCAGUUGGGAUAUACGUUAUCAAAGAGUACAGGAAUAUGAACUUUGCCUUUACACUAAAAACAGGCUUGGAAACAUAGGUAAAAUGUGAGUUAGGUUGAUAAAGCACAUAUGCGGGUUGUGUGUGAUGCUGCAUGUAUCCUAAUGUAUGGCUUAGAUGUUUAUCCGAGUGGAUGGCAUCGCUAGCUAGCGUGGCAGGGUAGCCAAGACAGGUCGGGCUAAACCCGCCCAAAGCACUCGAGAGACUUAUUUCAGGUUUGGUAUGUGCCUGGAAAACCAUUAGGCUGAUCAGUUGGGUGUAGUAGUGUGUUUGAGCUAGGAGGAGGGAGUGUGUUAAGGGCUCUUCCCUGCUUCCCAUUUUACCCCGGGGUUCCCAUGCGGCUGCUCCUGCCCUGUGUGCUUAUUGCCCCCUAUACAUUACAGUCAGUAACUUGUCUAAUAAAGUGAGAUUAACGUAAACUUUUGGUAGCAGCACAGUCCACCUGACUUGCAAUAUCAAGUCGUCUGUUCCUUGUUGGGAUCAGCCGACACCCUGCUGGGGGUGUUUCAGUGUCCCGUAGUUGAGCUAGUAGCUUGACCAGCAGACUGUUCAGGGGUGACGUUAAGUCUGUGUGGUGUGGGUAGGGGAGACUUGGAGAGUGCUGCCUGGGUCCCUUCAGCAGUAUCGGUUCCCAUCAUUGGGUCGAGUGAGGAGUCUGGAGGGUCCUCUCUGCUUGCCAGGGUCGUGGGCUGGAUUGUUCGGGGCGUUGAUCCCGGCAUAGUCCCAGCUUUGUCAGGUUUAGUCGCUUGGGUGUGCAGACUCGCCGGGAGCCCCGUCCGUUCAGGCGUUGCUUCCGGGUUAGCUUUUUAGGUGGGCCGUUGCUGCCACAUGUAGGUUUCACGGCAGUGUUGUGGGUGAGCCUCCAGUCGGUCUGUUUACCUCUGCUUGGUGUGCUCUGGCUGCCAUUUUCUCCCAGAACGUGGCCAGUACAGCCUCUAGCCUGUCCCCGAUGUCCGGUAGUGCUGUGGCCGGAUUGCACGUGGCGGCGGCCAUUUUGCGGGUCUGCGCCUCGUUUCGCUGCUUGCAUGCCUCCGUCGUCAGAGACUCCGCCUGUGUGUGCCUUCUAGGGGUUGGACGGGGAUAACCCCCACUGGUCCGGGGGGCUGCAGGGUACUCGUGGGUCCGCGUCUCCAGCUCAGCCUCUCCCAGGCUCUGUCGGCUGCAGGCCACAGCUAGCCAUUGUGGGCCCCCCGAUCACCAGGAUGCUCGAGUAAAAUAUCAGGUUGAUCCCCAGGACCCCCUGUAGUCGGGUAUCGGAUCCCAGUUGAGAAAGUAUUAUGAUUUUGGCGAGUAUUCAUGGAUAAUCGGAGUUGUGUGACGGGAGCUCAGCCUUCGUGCUACUAUUUUGCUUGCUGGCUUGGCCCCGCCCCCAUAGUUUAAAUGUGAAAUUCCUGAUUUUUUUUAUUUUUUUAUUUACUUUUUUUUUCUUAAAGGGACACUAUAGCCAUUAAAACAACAUAGUUAGAGAUAAAUCUCUUUUGCUUCUGUUUAUGCAGCUCUAGCCACAGCAACCUGGGCUGUGACUCACAGCCUGCAUGAAAAAAAAAAUGGUUUCAUUUUCAAUCAGAUGUUAAUUUAUCUUACAACUUUUUAACUCCUGCUCUGUAAAUUUCAUUUUUAAUCUCCUGCAGGGCCUGGAUGGCUAUUAACAGAGCAGCAGAUAAGAAAUUCUAAAUUAAACAGACUGUGCUAUAAAGGACAUUUAAACAUUACAUGUCUCUUUACAGGAAGUGUUUAGGAAGAAUGUGCAAGUUACGUGCAGGGUGGUGUGACUAGAGCUGUGUAAAGUGAUUUAACUCCUAAAUGGCAGAACAUUGAGCAGUGAGACUGCAGGGGCAUGUUAUACACCAAACGUGCUUCAUUAAUCUAAAGUUGCAUACAUAGCUGACUUGAAGAAUGUUUACAAUUUCGUCAUUUUGGCCAAUAUUUUGAAAUACUUUCCUGAAAAUGUAUACAUAACCCUGGCAGUGUUAAAAACAUCCAUUGAGCAUGUUUAUAUUUAGCUGCAUAAUCUAUGAAAAAUACCAGUAAAAAGUAACAGCGGUGAUAUGUAAUAAUUAAUUUAUUUUAAUUUUGGCCAUGCUGUACUAUGUCUUGAGCAUGAUUUAGUAGAUUGUAAGAUAACUAUGUCCUGGUGAGCAGGGCCGGCGCUUCCUAUUAGCACCUACUUACCUGCUGCUUCGGCUGGAUCCGGAGUACAUUAAGAUGUUUUAUCCCCCUGACACUCUGGAACCCAAUCAAUCCUGUAACAUACAGCUGCUAGCACCUGCCCAUCUUUGGUCCUGCCCUCCUCCUUCUAAUUCUUCUUUUAAUGCAUCGAAUUACACUUUUUGUAUUUUAUCUGUUUUUUAGGACAUUUUUAUUACUAUAACUACCUUAGAAUAUUCCAUAUCCCCUUUUUAGGCGCUUCCUUAUCCUCUUGCAUUUCCAUGAUUAAAAACAACUUAUAUAUGUUACCUCCGGAGCUCUGUAGAAAAAAAUUCUAAUAGAAAAUCAAAAAUCAUCAUAAUACACUGAUGUUAGGCUUCACCUUUUCUCCAACUUUUCCGCACAAUUGAAUCAGACAAAAUAGAGGAGAUGCAGACAAGACUGUAGAGAGAAGAUGUAGAGAUGUUUAGGUGGCUUCUUGCGAACAGUGAUAGUGUACUCUAGUUAGUAAGACAAGUGUGUCAGACAUUUCAUUUAUGUGGUUUAGUUAUUUAAUGUAACAGAAAGUUUUGGCUAUUAUAAUAUUAGAUAUUUUUGCUUCUAUUUCUCGAAUCAAUAAUGUGUAUACAAAUUAUAUUUUCAGUUUAUUUUUACGAUAGAUGUUCAGCAUUUAGAUUUUUAUGAUAAAUGUUAAGUAUUUUUGUUGUUGUUAAUUUUAUCAAAGUAAACUAACGUACAAAUAUUUCCCAAACAUAAAAUGGCACCAACAAAAAUUGCAACCCCAACACCUAACCUAACAACAACAAAAAAAAUUAAACCAACCUUGGCUUGCAGAAAAACCUAGGUCCAGUGCCUAUUUGAAGUGAAAAUUGUCAAUGUGCUAUAUCUGGGUAUCUUCACAACCAUGAGCUUUCUGCAAGUUAUAUUAUCAUCAUGUAGUAGAGCCGUCAGCCGUACUAUCUCAUAAUUUAGUAAAUGAAGAUGAAGGUCUCAUUCAAAAUUUAGCCUCUUAGCUGCACAUAUUCUAUGAAACAACUUUAAAGGGACACUAUAGUCACCAGAACAACUACAGCUUAUUGAAUUUGUUCUGGUGAGUAGAAUCAUUACCUUCAGGCUUUUUGCUGUAAACACUGUCUUUUCAGAGAAAAAGCAGUGUUUACAUUACAGCGUAGUGUUACUUCACUGUCCACUCCUUAGAUGGCUGUUAGAGAUCCUUCCUAGGUCAUGGCUGCCUAAAAUGCAUCAAUUCAUUCAGUGUUUCCACCCUCUGCAUGCAGACACUGAACUUUCAUCAUAGAGAUUCAUUGAUACAAUACAUCUCUGUGAGGAAAUGCUGGCCAGGGCUGUGUUUGAAUUGUGCUGGCUCUGCCCAUGAUCUGCCUCCUUGUCCGUCUCAGCCAAUCCUAUGGGGAAGCACUGUGAUUGGAUCAGGCUACCACUUCUGAUGAUGUCCGCAGACUGCUUGUUUUCUGAGUCUAACAGCAUGCAGAGUUACAGCUUCAGGUUUGAAUACAGUAAGAUUUUGCUAUACUUAUGGAGGCAUGAGGGGCCAAGGGGGGCUAGAUAGUGGUUUUAACACUAUAGGGUCAGGAAUACAUGUUUGUGUUCCUGACCCUAUAGUGAUCCUUUAAAGAGGUUUUACACUGUCUUCUAAUUAAUGAAUUUGAUUAUUUCAGACAUACAUUGAUGGCAAUGAUAUACAAUCAUGCACAGAGACAUGCUAUCGCCAUACACCCAUACCUCCCAAGUAUUCCUUUUUAAGGACUGUCCCAAUUUCAGGCACAAAUCUCUUUUCUAUGCUAAAUGCCCUUAUUAUUGUUGAUGUGUCUGAGUGUAUAACACAGUCACACAGCAAUAAUACUAAUAGUAAUGUGUAUUUCAACUACAAUAAACAUGCUUAGAAACCACUCUGCGUAAAUAAGAUGCAUUGUUAUUCUAAAUUACACUUUUAGUUACACAAAAGUUGUUGGUAAGUCACCUACAAUUUCUCAGAACAGCCCGGCCUCUGGCCAAAUCUUCACUCACACCUCUAAAAUAGAAGUGUCCCUCUUUUUCCAUUUGAAAUGUUAAAGGACCACUAUAGUGCCAGGAAAACAUACUCGUUUUCCUGGCACUAUAGUGCCCUGAGGGUGCCCCCACCCUCAGGGACCCCCUCCCGCCCGGCUCUGGAAAGGGGAAAGGGGUUAAAACUUACCUUUUUCCAGCGCUGGGCGGGGAGCUCUCCUCCUCCGAUCCUCCUCUUCUCCUCCUCCUGGGCUGAAUGCGCACGCGCGGCAAGAGCUGCGCGCGCAUUCAGCCCGUCGCAUAGGAAAGCAUUCUCAAUGCUUUCCUAUGGACGCUUGCGUGCUCUCACUGUGAAAAUCUCUGUCAAUGAGACAGCCACUAGAGGAUUAGGGGGAAGGCUUAACCCAUUCAUAAACAUAGCAGUUUCUAUGAAACUGCUAUGUUUAUAAAAAAAAUGGGUUAACCCUAGAAGGACCUGGCACCCAGACCACUUCAUUAAGCUGAAGUGGUCUGGGUGCCUAGAGUGGUCCUUUAAGAGGUAUGUAGACUAGUGUUGUCAAUAGAAUGGUCCAUAUUACAGAGAUCACAGACUUUAAACAACUUUAAACAUGUCCUGAGUUUAGAAAUACCCAACGUCAACAUGUGCUAAGCUUUUUUGUGUGCAAGUUAUAGGGCUAUAAGUACAAGUAGGACAUUGCUGUUUCAAAAUAUAUAUUUUUAAAAUGUGUCAGUAGUGACAUAACACUAUCUGUCAUAAAUCUCUGAAUCACACCUCACAUGUACAUAUUUUUUUAAAGUAGGCACCUCAGGGUAUUCAAUAUGGGGUAUGUCCAGUCUUUUUUAGUAGCCACUUGGUCACAAACACUGGGCAAAGUUAGCAUUUAUAUUUGUUUGUGUGUUAAAAAUGCAAAAAACAAUUAUAAAUUCUAUCUUUGGCCAGUGUUUGUGACUAAAUUGACCCUGUAACUUUCAAAAACACUAUAAAACCUGUACAUGGGGGUACUGUUAUACUCGGAAGCAUUUGCUGAACACAAAUAUUAAUGUUUCAAAGCAGUAAAACAUAUCACAUUAAUGAUAUGUUCAGUGAAAGUGACGUUUGUGUGUGAAAAAUGCAAAAAAAAUCACUUUUACUGACUAUCAUCACUGUGAUAUGUUUAACUGUUUUGAAAUACUAAUAUUUGUGUUCAGCGAAGUCUCCCGAGUAAAACAGUACCCUCCCAUGUACAUGUUUUAGGGUGUCUUGGAACGUUACAGGGUUAAAUAUAGUGCUAGCAAAUUAAAUUCUCUGGACUUUCGUUGUCAGGCAAGUCCCCCAAAUUGCAAUCAAUAAAAUUACUUAAUUAUGUAAAAUAUAUAUGCAUGUAGAAUUUAAAUAUAUACAUAUUUAUAUAUUUGAAGUCUACAUGUAUAUUUAUGAAAUUAUUUAUGUAAUGAUGUGUAUGAACAUAUGUAUAUUUCAUAUUAUUUUUAUUUAUAUAUACAUCAAUAUAUAUAUAAUUUCAUUCUAACUGUAUUUUGAUAUAAAUAUAUAUAUAUAUAUCUCAAAAUACAGUUAGAAUAAAAUUACAUAUAUAAAAAAAUUUUUUAAUUAAUUUAUUUUUUAUAAUAUAAUAUACAGUAUAUAUAGUAAUUGUAUAUAGUAUAUAUUUGUGUAAUUUUACUCUGUGUAUUUUUAUAUUAAUAUGUAUAUAUUAAUAAAAAAAUACACUUAGUAAGACAUUAUAUAUAAGAUAUAUACAUAUAUAUAAUAUAUGUGUGUGUGUGUUAUUUUUUUAUUUUAUUUUUUUCAACAGCAGGGGGGCUGCCUGUUCAGGCAGUCCCCCUGCAGGCAGUCUCAUGGCCCGUGGGGUCCUAAUUUGCCAAGGGGGGACUGUCUGGGCUGUCACAGCACCCCCCCAGAUGGAGAGAAACACCGUUCGCCAGUGGGGGAAUGGCGGCGAUCGUGUAGGUAAGUAGGAAUUCUGCAAACUGGGUAUACAAUUCUGUACUGGGUAUGUCCGAGGUCCUUAAGGACCGUUUUUGUCGGACGUACCUAGUUCGUCCGAGGUCGGUUAGAAGUUAAAGUGCAACAAGUGUACAGAUCUGUGUUUAGUGCAAUAGUUCAACAAGUUACUUAACUGGUUUUGACGAAAAUUUGUAGUAAACCAGCAAGUAUACCUUAAACAGAAAAAUAGUAGACAAUAGUGUAAAACCUUAUUAUAUAAUUUUAGGUGCAAAAUCUUAUAUGGAACACUCACAUGGUCCAGAGCUAAUUCACCUAGCUCUGGUGUGUAUAGUGUAAUAUUGCUUUAAGAGAGAAACGUAUGAGUAUUAAUAGUUUUACUCACAAACAUGGAGCCUAAAUACUGACUCCGCAUUGUAACUUUGUAUGGUUGAGGACCACACAACCUUCUUUUAUAAGUGCGGGUACCUUGGUAAUGGUAUUAAAAAAAAAAAAUUAAAAAAAAAAAAGUAUUACUUUAUUAUAUUUAUAAAAACAACAAAGAUAGUGCAAUAUUAUAAAAUAUACCAAUGUUCUAAAGUCUUUUAUCCUCUAGCAACAGCUCCGACACAAAAUGGUGCUUCACAUAAGUUCACAGAAUGGAAUGUGUGAUGAAGUGCCCUUCGCCACUUGGUCCUGGAGAGGCCUACUUGCCAGCCUCCUCCCCUGUGACUGACUCUUUCAUGUAUCUGGCUUUAAAGCCCCUAGUCUACCUUCAGACAGACUAUUUAUGUAGGCUGCUUUAUUUAUCUUAUGUUUUAGUCACCCUGUACCCAUUAUAGGUGCAGGGUGUGUGUAAUGUAAUUGUUUAUAGUGUGUGUGUGUACUGUGUAAUGUAUUGCCUGCUCUCUUGUAUUGCUGAGGUUUGCUACCAACUAGGUGGGUUUGGCUAUGGAGCUUGUCUAGUGCCCUCUGUUGGUAGCAACAGCAAUAUGCACUACCUGAAUUGCAAGACUGGUUCAUUUGCAUAUUCGGGUAGAUUUGCAUAUUGCUAAUUCUGCAGGCAGGUGAGAUAUUUACUGUUAAAUAUUGUCUCCCCCCACCCCUUUAAAAAUGUGCCAUUGUGUUGUGAUAAGUCACUGUGUGUUGCUUGAUAUGGUUUGACUGUUUGUGAUUUUAUUGAGGUUUCACAACAAUGUUAUUGUGGUGACCCUAUUGGCUGGUCCCAAGGGAAAUAAAGGUUUUGACAGUUCUUCUUGAUCCCUCUAAACGUAGCCUUGUCUCGUUAUUGGAGGGAGCUGUUAUAAUCACACUGGGGAUUGCUAUGCUCUGCAUGCUCCCCUGAGCUUGAGUCACUUAGCUCUUUUAAGAGCUUGUUCCUGACAUGCUCUCCUUGGAGGAGGGGUCUUCACCACACAGUCCUGGAGGACAGAAGCUGAUCCAGGGUGGAAGGAAGACGGCGAGACUCCAGUCAAGAUACGGCAGUUGCGGAGUCUGCGGUGUCUGCUGCAGUGCUUGGAGUCCUCAGGAAGCGCUAGGAGCAUUCGUUAACGGAGGGUACUUGGUCGGAGUACAGGGAGCUCCGUUACAGAAUGGAUCAGUGAUAAUUUUUAUCAAUACCCAUAAUUUUGGAAUGAAAUGUUUGAUGAGUAGGUACAUAAUGCAUAUGGCUGCAUAGUGCAUCGCUCAAAAUUUUCUCUCACUCUCUUACAAUUGGCAAGAGCUGCAUAGCUCAAUUUGACACUGGGUGCAGCUGGAGCUCAGGCAGCCUCAGGAACAAAGCUACUGCUGGAAUAGGGAGCAUGCAGACCAUUGCACCAUUGUAAUGUCCAUCAAAAUGGACGCUCACAAGCAACAGCAAUUAGUGGGAGUGUGAGCCUAGUGCUCAAAUAUAUAUGUUUAACUGACUUCGUAUUAUACUGCUCUGUUUCAGUGCAGCAUCCUACUUCUCGUGUUUAAAAUGUUUACGUUAACUAAUUUGUGGUGUUUUAUAAUAAAACCCACUUCAUAAUUUUUCCUUUGAUGGUGAUGGGUUGACGGUGGGUAAAUUGAACUACUAUUUCCUGGUAGAUAUUGACCUGCUCUUGAAUAUUAACGAUUCUCCUCCGAUGCAUUGGAUAAGGGAAUAGAAGGAGGACCAUGUGACAUGGCAGCCCUAUGUAUAGGGUUUUGCAGAAGCUCGUAUUUUAUUAUUUUGCAGCAAUCUUACAACUCAUGGAAGGUUCUGAAGUAUCUGUCCCCGUGUCAGGGUUUAUUUCAGAUUGAUUCACAUUUACUGCAAUUAAUUGUUCAAUGGGAUCUUGUGCAAGAAACUUAUAGACCCGGCUAGCAGGCUAAGGGACUCAAAAAUUAAUUUGUAAUAUGUUGUACUGUUGCUUCUUCUUAGUUAUUUACACAAAUCUGAAUUGUAGAAAAUAAAAAUUCAAAUAGCAAAAUUUAGGUAAAAUAUCUGAUAUGGAAACAAAUCCAAUUCUUAUAGUUGUUGCUUUGUUGUUUGAGCCUAAAGUUUACUAAAAAUGUUUAAAUUUGCUACAAUUUAGUUUUUAGUUUAUAAACCCCACUUGCUGGCUGAAUGCAGUAUUUUUCAGCAUACUAGGAGGGACCAUUCUCUUUGGAAUUAGACUACAUGUGUAAUAAAAGAAGAAAACCGUGCAAAAUUUAAAAUUGUCUGCCAUGAUUAGUUUAAAAAUAAAAUAUAUAUAUAAAAUAAUCUUAUGUUUUUGCAUCAUUGUGCCAUCAUAGUAUACAACAUAAUGAGUGAGAAAAAAUAGAUUUUUUUUAAUAGUCUCAUACUCUCUCUUUUCAGUUUUCUUCAGCCUCCGAAGACUCUGUCGUCCCUUAGCACUCUGAGAGAUGGCAACUGGAGGGAUGGAUGCUACUGACAUUUUCCUUCAAAAUGUUUGUUUUUAUUCAAAUGAUAAACCAGUGUAUAAAAUGAAAGCAAUUAAGAGUGAUGUAUAGCCCAGCUGGCUGGGUAAUGUGCAUUCAAAAAAAGUCAUCCUUAAGUUUUUAAUAUUUGUAAUAUAUGUCUUAUUUGAGCAUACGAUAAAAGACUUAUGGUCUUUAUGUAGUUCUUACCUGUUUUGACGUGGAAUCAUUUUUUCAGACCAAUAACUGCAGUUAUAUAUUACAGGCUAGUAUUUUCUGAACAUAUGCAAAGGUGCAUCAAAAAGCACUUUUUCUUUUCUCGUUAAAAUGCAGUGCAGAAAAUCUCCAAUUUUUUGUCUUAUGGUGCAUUAAUUAUAACAUACCUAUUCACUUGCUAGACUAUUUAUUAGAAUAGACAUUGUUAUAUGCACAAGCUCACUAACAAAAUGUAAAUUUUUUUCUUUUAUUUUACAUCUAGAAUAAGUAAACACAUUUUAAAAUGCUGCUUAAUAAUUUGUGCCAUAGAUAAUAUUUUAUUUAUUUAGUUUUUUUUUUUUUUUUUUAUCACUUCCAUUUUGGUAUGUGUGAGAGUCAAUGGUAAUCUACGUAAGGUGUACUUUUUGUUGCAAAAAGCACAAGGGUAUAAGGACUAAUCACUGAAAUGUUCAGCAGAACCACCUUAAAACUCGUUUUGUCAUUUUCUUAUAUUUACAUGUUAAUUUAUUUGUUUAUUUAAUGAUUUUGUACCUAAUAAUAAUGACUUACUCUGCAGAGAUACUGCUUAAAACUACAAGAGGGCUGAGGUGUCACAUUUUUUCAAAUUUUUACAACAGUUUUACUUGGUGUUGAAACACUGAAGAUAAAAGGUCUUAUUGGACAAUAAACUUUUGAUAGGCAUUUUACAGAAAUUUAAUUGCACUAAUGCUUUAAUAAGACAGUAUAUGAUUUCGUACCGAUGGUAACUGUAUACUGCUGUUUUGGAAUGUUUCAAUAAUAAAGAAUAUUUUCAUCAUUUCUUGUUUUG